This is a messenger RNA of Pelobates cultripes (western spadefoot toad), 60060 nucleotides long. The record is from the annotation of a GenBank genome assembly. Lineage: Eukaryota; Metazoa; Chordata; Amphibia; Anura; Pelobatidae.
AUGAACAAGAGUACAAAGCCGAUGGGUGUGAGGGUUCUAAGAAAUGCUUUGGAGAUUAUCCAGUUAAUGACUGGAGAUGUAAGUUUGGCUGUGUUAUCACAUUAUCUGUCUCUUCACUCCAGACACAAUUCAUGGAUCCUGAAUUUUCUAUUUAAUUCACAGGCAUUACUGUUGUACUCCCAGAAUAACUAUUCCUUAUCCAGGGCAAUUGUCCCAAUUUAGGAGACGACUUAAUCCCAUUCACAGAGAAGUUUAUAUCUUGAUAUAAUAGGGUGUCUUUAAUUAGCUUUGUAUGCCUGAUCCCUUUUAGUCUGUAAAACGUUAAGGCAUAUAUCUUACACUGAGGUCUGAUAUUGUCUUCUUUUUUUUUAUAUUUUGUAGGAAUAUAUCAUUGUGAAUAAGAAAUUCCAAUGUAAGUGCAUUGACUUGCUGACUAGCGAGGUAAGUGCUUCUAGACUUCUAUAAUUUUGUUAAAUCGCACGCUUUAUCUCAUUAGCUGCUUUUCAUAGGCUUCAAACUACCUCACGUGCUGGCUAGUAUUUUACAAUAUUCACAUGUGCCAUCAUUAUGUCUGAAACGGUCCCGUGUUCACUGGUGAUAUACAAUACAGAAUUAUGCUAAAUUAGAGCACAGAUAAAAUGCAGACCACACUAGGGCUUACCUAUAAGGUAGCACUUGUUCUUAAUAUAACUGGGCAUUUUGUUUCUUCCAGAUUCCUUUAAAAUAUAAAGAUAUUGCAGUUUUCUUCUCUGUGGAGGAAUGGGAGUAUAUAAAACGACACAAAGACCUAUCUCAAGAUGUAAUGAUGGAUAAUCACCUUUACAUCGGCACUUCUGGACCUGACAUUAAUAUUCUCACAGGUUCCUUUACAUUUUUUAUCUUAGUAAUUGUUUGUAAAAUCGAGUUUUGCUAAAGAUUUUCUAGAACAGGAAUGCAUUGCUUCCUUGUGAGGCAAAACUAUUGUGUAUCAGACUGUGCAAUAAAGGAUGUUUAAAAAAUUAGAUUUCUCUUUUCAGGAAGUGUGUAGGGAGUAUUUUUAAAUCACAAGCAGGGAGGUGUGACUAUGACUGCAUUAAGAAAGCAAUUCAACUCCUAAAUGGCAGAUAAUUGAGCAGUGAGACUGAAGUGGCACGAUCUAUAUACCAAAAACACUUAAUUAAGCUAAAUUAGUUUUUUGUGCUUAGAGUGUCCCAUUAAAUUGUUUUAUUGUAAAUUACAGGUCUUCCCAUCUCAAUCUCAUGUAAGCUCAACCUCCAGGAGGAAGAUGGGAUUAAUGAAAAGGAUGCAUGUCUUGAACGGACAUCAAGGUGCACAAGUGAGUAAACUAAAAGCUGGUUUACCUAGAGUUAAUGGUCAUAAUAAAAACUGAGAUCAUUCCUGAAAAAGGAAAAAAACUGUUUUGCACAUAUUUGAUGUAUGUAAUCUUUUCAUGGCUCUAGAUUAAUUAUUUCACGUAAUAUCAUGACAAUCCUGGUGCAUUGUCCAGAAUGGGUGAAGUAUGCUAUACCCUAAAAUGUAAGGUGCUGCCACUAAAACAAGUUUAAUACAUAUGAAAUGGUCCCCACAGGUGAGAAGGAUUUGGCAAGAGAGUAUAUGAAAGAGACACAUGUAAAGGAUACAGAGGUGCAGAAGAUAUUUGAGAAUUCCAGCUCAGGUGAGGAAGUGAUUUUGUUAUUCCAGCCCAGGUAAGGAAGUGAUUUUGUUAUUCCAGCUCAGGUGAGGAAGUGAUUUUGUUAUUCCAGCCCAGGUGAGGAAGUGAUUUUGUUAUUCCAGCUCAGGUGAGGAAGUGAUUUUGUUAUUCCAGCCCAGGUGAGGAAGUGAUUUUGUUAUUCCAGCUCAGGUGAGGAAGUGAUUUUGUUAUUCCAGCCCAGGUGAGGAAGUGAUUUUGUUAUUCCAGCCCAGGUGAGGAAGUGAUUUUGUUAUUCCAGCCCAGGUGAGGAAGUGAUUUUGUUAUUCCAGCUCAGGUGAGGAAGUCAUUUUGUUAUUCCAGCCCAGGUGAGGAAGUGAUUUUGUUAUUCCAGCCCAGGUGAGGAAGUGAUUUUGUUAUUCCAGCCCAGGUGAGGAAGUGAUUUUGUUAUUCCAGCCCAGGUGAGGAAGUGAUUUUGUUAUUCCAGCCCAGGUGAGGAAGUGAUUUUGUUAUUCCAGCCCAGGUGAGGAAGUGAUUUUGUUAUUCCAGCCCAGGUGAGGAAGUGAUUUUGUUAUUCCAGCCCAGGUGAGGAAGUGAUUUUGUUAUUCCAGCCCAGGUGAGGAAGUGAUUUUGUUAUUCCAGCCCAGGUGAGGAAGUGAUUUUGUUAUUCCAGCUCAGGUGAGGAAGUGAUUUUGUUAUUCCAGCCCAGGUGAGGAAGUGAUUUUGUUAUUCCAGCCCAGGUGAGGAAGUGAUUUUGUUAUUCCAGCCCAGGUGAGGAAGUGAUUUUGUUAUUCCAGCCCAGGUGAGGAAGUGAUUUUGUUAUUCCAGCUCAGGUGAGGAAGUGAUUUUGUUAUUCCAGCCCAGGUGAGGAAGUGAUUUUGUUAUUCCAGCCCAGGUGAGGAAGUCCAGAGGUUUUGUUAUUCCAGCUCAGGUGAGGAAGUGAUUUUGUUAUUCCAGAUUUUGUUAUUCCAGGUGAGGAAGUGAUUUUGUUAUUCCAGCCCAGGUGAGGAAGAUUUUGUUAUUUUCCAUUCCAGCUCAGGUGAGGAAGUGAUUUUGUUAUUCCAGCCCAGGUGAGGAAGUGAUUUUGUUAUUCCAGCCCAGGUGAGGAAGUGAUUUUGUUAUUCCAGCCCAGGUGAGGAAGUGAUUUUGUUAUUCCAGCUCAGGUGAGGAAGUGAUUUUGUUAUUCCAGCCCAGGUGAGGAAGUGAUUUUGUUAUUCCAGCCCAGGUGAGGAAGUGAUUUUGUUAUUCCAGCCCAGGUGAGGAAGUGAUUUUGUUAUUCCAGCCCAGGUGAGGAAGUGAUUUUGUUAUUCCAGCCCAGGUGAGGAAGUGAUUUUGUUAUUCCAGCCCAGGUGAGGAAGUGAUUUUGUUAUUCCAGCCCAGGUGAGGAAGUGAUUUUGUUAUUCCAGCCCAGGUGAGGAAGUGAUUUUGUUAAGGUGAUUUUGUUAUUCCAGCUCAGGUAAGGAAGUGAUUUUGUUAUUCCAGCUCAGGUAAGGAAGUGAUUUUGUUAUUCCAGCCCAGGUAAGGAAGUGAUUUUGUUAUUCCAGCCCAGGUGAGGAAGUGAUUUUGUUAUUCCAGCUCAGGUAAGGAAGUGAUUUUGUUAUUCCAGCCCAGGUAAGGAAGUGAUUUUGUUAUUCCAGCUCAGGUGAGGAAGUGAUUUUGUUAUUCCAGCUCAGGUGAGGAAAUUAUCUGGAGAUCGAUUGGCUUAUAGAUGUCUCCAGAAUUUCAGAUGUCUUUUUUCCUCUAAUACACACGUUUAUAGUUGUUUGAGGGAAAAGUGUUACUAAAAUAAACCAAAUUGGCAAAAAUCUUGCUCCUCAUUAGCCUCCUUUCCAGAUAGUGGAUUGUAUGCAUGUUCACGUGUAUAUCUUUUGGCUGAUGUAUUAAUUCAUAAUUUUUUUUUCCCAUUUCAUCAGAUGAUUCCCCGGUCAAAGUUGAAAAUGAUGCGGCCAAACGUGGAUCUGAGACACUGGCCUGUUUACCGGAUAAGCUAGUGGAAGGUGAUACUGGAGACAAAAAGACCUGUUCACCACAAUGCUCAGUAGAACAUGGCUCUACUAUGUUUUCUGAGUUUAAAAGAGAAUCUCACAUGUCAUGUUCUUCAGAUGGAAUCACCAUAGAGGAUACAAGUAAAUGUCAUGAGUUUCAGGGAGAACAUGACUUAGCCACAAGUCCCUCAGGUCAGACAGUGGAACAUGAUAACACUGCAUUUCAUAAGAUCCAAAGGAGUUCCCACACAGAAGCCCUUUCUUUGAGUCACCUAGAGGAAGAAAGUACUUGCACGUUUAGAAGAUGUAAGCAAGGGCAAUACUUGGGAGCUUGUUCAUGGGAGAAGACAACGGAGUAUGGUAAUGACCGAUUCCAUGGGUUUGAAGGAAAACCCAAUAGAACUGCGCGUUUGUCAGAGAAUAAUGUGAAAAAUUGUACAAGUAAACUUGAAAGGGAUUAUGGAGGACAGUCUUCUAACCAUCCACCCUCUACAUCAAUUUCAAGUUCUAAUCAGACUUGUCUUUCAGACGACACAUUUCUCGGUGACUGCCAGGAUUUGGAUUACGACAUCAAGAAAGUUAAGAUUGAAGACAAUACAACCAUUGAAGAAUGGUUCAACCAAGACUCUUCCCAUACAGAUCAGCAAGCAGCCUCUAGUAAAAGGUCUUUUCAUGUAUGUGAAGUAUGUGGGAAGAGUUUUCCAUACAAAUAUCACCUUAUUGUCCAUCAGCGCAUACACACCGGAGAGAAGGCACCUAAAUGUAAUGAAUGCGGCAAGAUAUUUAGCUAUAAAUCCAGUCUCCAGAGACACCAGAGAACUCACACUGGGGAGAAGGUCCCGAGGUGCAGUGUGUGCGGCAAACACUUCACAUACCAAUCCAGUCUUGUUCGCCAUCAGAGGACUCACACUGGCGAGAAGUCCUUUACAUGCAAUGUAUGUGGCAAAAAGUUUGUUUCAAACUUUAACAUGGUUGUUCAUCAACGAAAACACACUGGAGAGAAACCGUAUGGAUGCAAGGUUUGUGGAAAACACUUUGCCCAUAAAUCCGCUUAUAAUCAGCAUCAGAAACGUCACGAGAGGGAUGGCUCCUGAAUCUGGAAGAAGUUUAAUUAUUAGUCCAAGGGCUCUGUGAAACAGAUUUAAACAGUGUUUGUCUUUUCUGCAGUAUUUUAUGCUGACUAUAUACCUUCCUGAAUAGCAUUAGAGGUAGGGUCAGAAGAAACUCAGGGUGCUUUCGUGCCACGGGGUGCUGCUUUUACUGGUAGCUAGUGCCCAUUUGUUUGUUUACACUGGCUGUGUCUGCUGUAUAUGGGGUAGGAAAGGCUAAUCUUGGCAGUUAGAAAGCAGAGUAGUCUCUGAAAAAUAGCUCAUAAACAUCUGCAUCUCCCAGAUUAGCCACAACUAACAGCAUACAUCAUCAGAGUUCCUGUCCUAUUGUGUUUUACACCCCACCUCCUGUAGACUGUAAACACGUUUGAGCAGGGUCCUCUUCAACCUAUCGUUCCAGUAAGUUUUCUUGUAAUUGUCCUAUUUAUAGUUAACUCCUACCUCUCAUAAUAUUGUAAAGCGCUACGGAAUCUGUUGGCGCUAUAUAAAUGGCGAUGAAAAUAAUUAUGGUAGCAUUCGUGCAUUGCAUAUAGAGAGCUUUGGGGGUGCUCUAGUAUACAGACUGGAAAUUCAUCAGAGGAUGUUUGGAAUUGGCAUUUCUAAACUUUCUGUGAAAUCAAAUUACACUCAAUGGAUAAUCUGCCUGAAUUAAAUGGUUGCUGUUUAUGCUGUGUUUGUCUGUUGUUUCUUUACUAAUUGAACAAAACUACUACAUAUAUUGAGUGUUUACAGGAACACUAUAGUGGUAGGAAUUCAGUGUUUGUCCAUAUCUUUAGUAGUUCACCCCCCCCAUUUGCAAAAAAUAUUAAUAAAGUCUUACCUUUUUCCAACAUUGAGGCUCCCUCAGUGCUGCUCACAUCUCUGCCACCCGCAACGUCAGGAAGGAAGCAUGGUUUUCUUCAGCCAUGGUCCAAGCCAAUGCCCCAGUGUUUUACAUUGCAGGGUUGAUAGGACAGGACCAGUGCACCCAGACCACUUCAUUGGCCCUUAUUAGAAUACAAUUUAAGUCACCGUCAGGGAUUUGUGUUUGCUGUGUUUAGUAAUAACUCGUGUUGUGGUACAACAGAAUAUCUUGGGCAGGAAUCCACACUGAUCCUGUGUUGCUCAGUGGGUGGAUUCUAUGGAGCUUGUUGUCUGCAACCCUUGUACCUCUCCCUCCGAUCUGGUGUUAUCUAAGACACUCAGAAGUUCUGGAUCACAAGAGAGGGAUAAAUGGUCUGCUGCCUUGCUCUAGGAGAGAGGCAUUCUAAUCCUGCGAUACCUGUGCAAAGGGUAGAAUAUGGUUGGUUCGUCUGACUGAAAUCCGACUGAGAAUUCUGGAAAUUAAUAUGGACAGGAAACCGCAGCUUUUUAACCCAGAUAAAGGUCAGUUAACAUGGGCUAACAUAUCAAAGUUGUGUAUUAUCCAGUGACUGCAGAGGGGUUGGGCUUUGGUUACCAGGGAGAGAGAAUCUUUUUGUCAAACCCAGAAACCAGGAGAACAGCACCCAAACGCUGCUAGCACCAUAAAUACUACAAAACUCUGCUGAUUAAGUUACUUUGAGUACUCCUUUAGGUUGUGGUAUUUGUUGCUGUGGAAUGUUUUGAAGCCAUAUGAAGAAUAAUUUUCCUUUUCAAAUGUAAUUACUGUAUGUCUUGUUUCCAGGGCCAGAUUAAGAGCCCAGCUGACAAUUAUGAGGGGCCUAAGUGCAGAAUCUUAUCGACCAAAAACACUAAAACAGUCAUACCUCUCAAGCGUUAUGUGUCCAGUGGAGAUUUUGCCUGAGGGAAACUCUUAGGAUGCAGCUAUAAGAAAACUCAGAUUCUCUUAAAAUGUGCUAAUCUCUCUCUAAUUCAUGCUUUCAUCUUUCAAGUAAAUCCAUACACCCUAACAGCAGUGUCCAGUGAAGCAGGAAGUCAAUGGGCGGUGUAAAAGGGUGUGCCACUGACGCGGAUCAUGUAACCAGAACUUCAGAAAGGGACAAACAUGCCCAAAAAGGAGGCGUGUCUGCCCAAAGAAUUGGAAGGCUAGCCUGGUGUGAAUGCAUGUCAGGCUGCCUGCAAAUCAUGCAUGCUGGCCAACAGCAUCCUGAGCUUGGCAUAAAUGCGUCUAAUGAUGCGCUCGCUCCAUGCUUUCUAAGGACUGUCCCCUAACACUCACAUGUCCACUUGUCUCCUUGCCUUCUUACUAGCAGGCAGAAGCUCCUGGUAUACAGUCUGAGACAGAGAAAAGCUGUAUGUAGUGAGUGUAGAAGAAAGGGAACAUGCCACAGUGUUAGAGAGACCAAAGUCAGCAUUACCUUAACUAAUUUCAUUUCAGCUAGUCCACACAAAUUUUGUUUCCAUAUAUCCCUCUUCAGUUUCCAUAUAUAAGGAAGAGUAGUUAGGGUUGCCAACUUUUUUGGAAAAAAAAAUACAGACCUUACUAAUUUGCAGAACUAAUUAUGUAUGCGUCACAUCAAAUGUUGUAAAUGACAAGUUAAAUAAAAAUUAAAUUCACCAUUUUAAAAAUAAAAUUCUGUAAAAUCACCAAAAACUACUUACAGUUUUAUUCUGCUGUAUAGAUGAAUUGCGCCCAGUGUCUGUGUCUCCAUGUCACUAGGGGACACAGACACUAGGAGACUUGAAGACACUGAGACUAUGUAUCACAGUGUCUCAGUGCCCCAUGUCUCCCAGUGUCCCCUAGCGUCUGUGUCCCCGUGUCACUGGGAGACAUGGGCACACAGACACUUGUGUAACUAUGCCUCCUAGUAUCCAUAAUAGGUAAUGGAACUGCAUUCAAACCCUCCCAGGAAUCCUUGGGUGCUAAACGGAUCGGUCCCAGUACCAAAAAGGACCAAAUGUAGAAAAUAAUCCAGGCACUCCAAAAAGUCUUCCAGAAUUAGGCAAUUUUUAUUGGACCCAAGCACCAACAAACAUUUCGACCCUAAGGUCUUUGUCAAGCUACUAAACACAUACACAGCAAGCAAUAUAUAGGGGUAUACAUAAUUAACAAAUACCAAAAACAUGUGACAUAAGAUUAGGAUACAACAAGAUUGAUUAACUUAAUUACUUCAUUAACCAUAUAGUCCCCUAGUGGUCAUUAUCCAUCCUCCAUCAUACCUUAUCUAAUUCUUUGUCCAACACAUCAGGACUGUCAACUCUCACAGGGCAAUAUAAACCGUUAAUGAGAAAAUUAAAGGAAUCAAUAAAGCAAAUUCCAAUCGAAAAUAGCUUAAAUUUAUACAUACACUGAUUUUAGGAUGCCGGUAUGAAUUAAUUCCUUGUAUUUCCGGGUUGGUCACAUGGUAUCCAUCAUGUGAUCCUAUCUAACGUAUUGGGGCACAUUACAUGGUGGGUCACAUGAUAAUGUCCAAAUGGACUAUACCUAAUGCACACACGCCGUGUUUUUCUUACACGAUCAUACUUUCAAAUCAUCAUUUAAGUCUGGGCCCCACCUGGGACACAUGCGUCACAAAGCGCAUGCGUAAUACAACUCUUUACUAUUCAAUCAACCACCAAUCUGUAAUAGUGUUGCAAAUUGUCUCGUCCUAAGUUACAAGACACUUAAAGUGAUACUACCAUCACCUGAAUAAUAAUAGUUAUGCCUCAUAUACAUUGACCCUGCACAUUGCUAAAUAAUACAAUACAAUACAAUAAUACAACAUUUGAUUAUAGUUAUAUACACAUCCUGUAAGCAAAAAUGACAGCCUAGGUGUUGGACAACUGGAAGGUGGAUCUAAACAAUGUUAUCAUUGGUGUCUAACCUAUAUUAAAUUUACAAUAUAUUCCUAUUGCAAACAUCAAUAUUUUAUCAUUGUUUUUCACAUAAUUCAAUCAUUCAGUCUUCUCCUUUAUACUUUAUUCAUCAAAAAGUGUAUACACAAUUGAACAGCAGUAAUAUAUCAAUUGUUGUGAAUCUCAUAACUCGAAAAAUAGUGAAAAUCAUAAAGUGCAUAUUUGUACAAAUAUUUAUAAAGAGACAGGCAUGUGUUCAGUAUCUAUAAGUAUUACAAUAAAGAUCAAUCUAAAUUUCAUAAGUGAUAGACAUUUAGUGCAAAAAUGUGUUGAGCAUAAUCUUAUACCAUAAUUAUUACUAUCAGUGUAAUUAUAAGUUGAAUGUACUUUAAGAAUGUACUUAAAGAGUCCUAUUUUGAUGGAUAAACAAAGAUCUCAUUCGAAUAUAAAUGUAGCUCGAGAUAAAUUACAAGCAACUAGAGGAAAAAUAUCUUAAAUUUAUAUUGACAAAGAAGACAUUCAAUGUGGGUUCAUUUGAAAUAUAUAGAAUGUUGAAUAUAUAAUAUGAUAUUGAGUGUAUAAUUUUAAGUAUAUAAUUUUACAAAAGGUAACUUUAAAGAGAUUUAAAUUUGAAGUUACCUUUUGUAAAAUUAUAUACUCUAUAUAUUAUAUUAUUCAAAAUUCUAUAUCGUGUAAUAACACGGCGCAUGCGCAGGGUUGCGCGGGGGCAUUAGGUAUAGUCCAUUUGGACAUUAUCAUGUGACCCACCAUGUAAUGUGCCCCAAUACAUUAGAUUGGAUCACAUGAUGGAUACCAUGUGACCGACCCGUAAAUACAAGGAAUUAAUUCGUACCGGCAUCCUAAAAUCAGUGUAUGUAUCAAUUUAAGCUGUUUUCGAUUGGAAUUAGCUUUUUUGAUUCCUUUAAUUUUCUCAUUAACGGUUUAUAUUGCCCUGUGAGAGUUGACAGUCCUGAUGUGUUGGAUAAACAAUUGGAUAAGGUAUGAUGGCGGAUGGAUAAUGAUCACUAGGGGACUAUAUGGUUAAUGAAGUAAUUAAGUUAAUCAAUCUUGUUGUGUCCUAAUCUUAUUAUGUCACAUGUUUUUGGUAUUUGUUAAUUAUGUAUACCCCUAUAUAUUGCUUGCUGUGUAUGUGUUUAGUUGCUUGACAAAGACCUUAGGGUCGAAACGUUGUUUUUUGGUGCUUGGGUCCAAUAAAAAUUGCCUAAUUCUGGAAGACUUUUUGGAGUGCCUGGAUUAUUUUCUACUAUGUCUCCUACUGUCCCCAAAUGUGUCUGUGUUCCCAUGUCUCCCAGCAUCCCCUAGUGUCUGUGUUCCCAGGUCUCAAUGUCCCCAUGUGUGUCUGUGUCCCUAAGUAUCUCAGCGUACCCAGAGGUCUCCCUGUAUCCCCAUGUCUCACAGUGCCCCCAUGUUUCCCUGCAGCCUUUACCCCACCCCUCACUUCCCUGAGCUAUAGGCUGUCUCUGCAGGCUGGGAACUGCUGUCUGGACUCUCUGUGCAGUGUAACUGCUCCCCGCGGAUCAGUGAGUAGAGAGAUGCAGGUAUAUACUGUAACUUCCUAUCCCUGCCUCUCUCCACACACACAGUGAUCCCUACUGGCCGGUGCUGGUAUUGCAGAGUAAUCUCUGUUUAUGCUGAGAAAAAUACCGUCAUUUGUAUUGCCGGUAUUACUGCAAUAUCGGCACCAACCAGGCAGCCUCAAAUAAAUACCGGCUAUGUGGUUUUUAAUCGAUGGGACUUGCAUGGGCCUGGAGCUGUAGCUCCAUCAGCCCCUAUGUUAAACUAGCCCUGCAUGUUGCAUAGUCAACCUUUAUAUAGUCCUUGACACAAUAAUCACUACAAUACAGAAUCCUUGGGAGAGACUCUCACAGUUUAAGUCAAACCAUAUUUAUGUAGUAGGACAAAAAACAAACAGAAUUCUUCUGAAGCCUGGACCUUCUGCUGUAGCUCAUUCAAAUUUUGGUGGCAAUGUUUAGAGGAGAGAUUAAUGCAGAAGAUUACUUUCGCAAUAACAGAGCUGCAGUGUGUAUGUCUGUGAGUGAGUGUGUUUGUCUGUCAGUGAGUGUGUGUGUAGCUGUUAGUGUGUGUCUGUGAGUGAGUGAAUGUGUGUGUAUGUCAGGGUGUGUCCAAUCAGUGAGGAUGUUUGUGGCAAUGUGUGUCUUUCAGUGAGUGUAUGUGUAUCUGAGUGUGUGUGUAUGUCAGGGUUGUUUAAUUAAACAGUGUGUGUGUGCACCAAUGACUGUGUAGGUCAGUGCAUGUGUUAAUGAGGGCGUGUGUCAGCCAUAAAAAUGGCCUUGACACAAAGUGGUGGUGCAAAUUUAGAUUAGGGGGGUGCCUGAAUUUAGUCUUGCCUUGGGCAGCAAAAACAGGAUACACCACUGUAUACACCACAAUACCAGCAAACAGAGGUGUUCAAAUAGGCUUUGGUGUAAGAUAGCAAAUGGUUGGUUAUGAAUGCCAGUACUGUUAUGUGGAUACACUAUAAUAAAUAAAGUAUUGCUUAAAUGUUUGGGCCAACUGUUUUAGCAACAUCAGUGGGAUAAUGCAAAAUUUUCAAACACUGAUGGAAGAAUGCAAACAGUAAAAAAAAACAAAUGAGAAUAUGGUACAAAAAUACACAUUCACAGCUGUCAGGAUCCUUUACUCUGAUCUGGGUCAUUUUAGAUGCCAUUUAAUAACUUUUUAAAAUUGUUUGUUAGAUAAACAUUUUGUGUGGUUCUGCUCUAUUUAUUGCAAGGAAGCAGCUCGAGACUUCCAGUACCUUCAUAUUUAAAUGACAAGUUUAAAAUUAAGCACGUUAAAAGGUCAUUUGUUCGGUUAUAUGAAAACACGUAAGCUAUAAAGAAUUAGAAAUUACACUAUAUAAUGCAUUAGAUUUUAAUAAGGAAACAUGGCUUCUUCAAACCUGUUUUUAGCAUUCUCUCUCAUUCUGACACUCUUCUCAAAAACAGAAUGUGGGACUUGACCGCUCUACACUCUUUCCUUGCUCCCUAGGUAAGGUCUUUUUCUGUCCUUUACAUCGCUAUUAAUUCAAUAUUAUUGCAAUGAGAAAAUGAUAUGCUGCUGUUAUACUGUGUUGUACUGUGUACUGCUAUUGUUUCCUACUGGUAUUACACACCUUUUAUACGUUAAACUUUUAAUAAAAUCUGCACGGGGAAAAAAAAAACCUUUAACCUAAAUCUUAGAUAAAAUAAAUACAAUUUAUUAAAUAUUGUAUUCAGUGAAUACUGUAUAACCUACUAUAAAACAAGCACGCAAGGCUCAGACAUGCAGCAAAUUAUUGUGUUUCAUUGCGUGGCAUCACGGACUUCAUGUCUACAUGUUGUUUUUUAAUUUCCAUCAAGUACCCCUACAAGCAUUCACAAACAGCUGUUGUGGGUUAAAAUAAUGGAGGUGGGUGACAUUGUAAAAUCCAGACAGUUGGGGCAGAUGAAAUCUUAAGCGGUAGGACGCACUGACCCAACAGCUGGAGUUUGUCAAACCCUGCCUUGAUAUAUAAUUUGUGUGAUUUUGCUGGAUUUCAUACAACCAAACACUUUGUAUUAACAGCAGCACUUUUAAUUAGAUCCCUAAAUUGGAACCUGAACAAUGAAUCUGCUUUUAUACCGUUUGGGUUUCCAGGAGAUUAUAAGUUAGGAAAUAUUCCACAUCCCAUGAAAUUUAGAGCUUUCUUUCACAUGACGUUUCAUAUGUUGAUUAAAAGCAGAUUUAUGGGCAAAGUUUCGGCCACAGACCUUGCACUGGUAUGGUUUCUCCCCCGUGUGUUUCCUCUGAUGGACAACAAGGUUAAAUUUGCAGGCAAAUAGUUUGCCACAUUCAUUGCACAUAAAUGAUUUCUCCCCAGUGUGAGUCCUCUGAUGCCUUAGAAGUAUGGAUUUGUAAGUAAACCGUUUUCCGCACAGAGAGCAAGCAUGCGGAGUCCUUCUUUGAACUGUUGCUGGCUGAUCUGGAUAAACCAUCAUUUGGUUGAACAAUCUAUCGGAGCUUAUCAUGUCCUCCUCAUUUAUUUCUUUUGUAUUAUAGUUGGCAUAACAGUGGUCAUGAGCAAAUUCUGUAUUUUCUAUUUGUCUUUCAGGUUCAGACUGAUUUGACCUCAAAGAUGAUAACUGACUUCCUACUGUGUAUGACACUGAUUCAUUAGGUGGGCACACACUUGAGUUUUCUUUGUGAUAUUGAGUAAACAUAAAAUUGUCAUUUUCUACUGGCUGGUGCCAUAAUUCCGUGUAUGAUGGCUCUUUAAAUCCAAAUGGUACACUGCUACCAUUUUGUACUGUCCGCAGUGAUGAACAAGUAAGUGUGUAAGGUUCCACUUUGUACUUGGAACGUGUUCGAGUUUCACGCUGCAUUUUCCAAUCUGAGGAAGAAGUCGAUGCGUAAGAAACUAAUUUGGGUUUGCAGAGUGCAACAGUAUCACCAUGCACUGUCCUAUUUGAUGAAAAAGUUGACGUGUAUGGUUUUGCUUUCAACUUGCACCUUGAACCAAUAGCCCGUUGUACAGGGUGUGCCAAUGAAAAAGCCGACGUGUAAGGGACCGAUUUAGAAUUGCAAGGUGCACCACUAUCACCAUGCAGUCUCUGAUCUGAUGGAGAAGCUGAUGAGCAAGGUUCUAAAAGUCUGACAGUAUCACCACCUGCAGCCUGAUCCAAUGUAGAAGCCACUGCAUAGUGUUUUGUUGUGAAUUUGCAAUGUUCUCUACGAUCACCUUCCAACGUGCGAUCUGGUGUGCAGGUGUCUAUGGUAGGCUUUUCUGUGAACUCAUGAAACUUAUCUGUACUAUUCUCCACCAAGUAAUCGGAUGAGCAUUUCGGUGUUUGAUGAUUUCCUUUAAAUGUGUUAAAUUCACAUUCCUCCGAUUUGGAAAACUCUUUGUCAUAUUGGUCAUGAAAUCUGUAUGAACCGUCAUCUACCAGGGGAUCUGAUGAACAGACUGGAGAGGAAGGUUCACAUUUAAACUGGCAAAUUCUAGUGUUUUCACCUUCUACUGCUGGACCCAAUGAACAUGUUUCAGUCUCAGGUUCUCCUUGAAACGUAUUUGUAUCAUCUUCCACUGAUGGACGAGUUGGUGCGCGAGGUUCUUUUUUAAACAAAUCAGUCACACUGCUAUCAUUUUCAAUUAUUUCCUUAAAUGAAGAGUCCUUUAUGGAUGAUUCAUUUUCCCCUUUCUUUCCCUUGUAUGCACCUUUUGAAAAAGACUGCACUGGAAGUAAAGAAAUGAAUUACACGUUACACAAAAUGAAUAAAUUCUAAAUCUGUGUAUAAACUAGUGACGGAUACUUGGAUUUGGGAGCAAACACUAAUGAUGGAUGCUGUUGGCACAUUUCAGAUACUAAGUGAAACCCUCCCCCGAACUACAUAAAAUACAGUUUUACAUCACAUCAAGCCAAUCCACAAGCUUCCCAACCAUCUCAAAACUGUCAAAGAGGUCCAGAAACCAAACGGAGAAUGAUAGUGUAUUAUUAAACAUAACAGAUGGUAAGGUUGAAGACCAGAUUCUCAAACUUACUGUAUCUGUCAGUUUCAGUCUGUCAAAUCAAGUGUUGAAGUAUCUGCAAUGUAUGUAAGGCUGUGGUAUAUGUUAGCCCUAAAUAAGUAAGAAUAAACAUAGCAGUAUAGUUUCUAUAUGUGAUAUACAAAACCCAUAUAGAGUCUUGUAUGCUCUCGUCAAUAAUGAGAAAUAGUUUGUAGAACUGAUAUGGGUUAUUGUUCACAAGAAUAAAUGUGAUAAUGUUAAAGUAACUGAAGCCUAUUCAUAAUUUCCCUUUUUCAUCAUCAAUGUAGAUUACAUCACAGUUGCAAAAAUUUUUCCAUAGUUGGCUAUUGGUCAGAACUAAGAAGUAGAACUAUGAAUGGACUGUCCUCAAUGUUUCUCUCUCGUGAAUAACACAAUUCUGAGUGGCAUAGUGCAGAUUUUUCCCACAGUCUCUCCUUACAAGCUUGUGGAUAACGUGUUCUAGGGCUGAUUCCUCCUCCCCUGCUGGAUUUAUUUCAUACAGAUAAUAAUUUGCUACGACCUAUAACUAUGCAUUUGGUGUAUUUUUUAAUCGAUCAGUAUAGGAAAGACACAAUGUAGCAAAGUGAACUACUGUUCCAAACAUUCUGUAUGUAGGACCCAAACUGGUGACUGUUUUCUGGGACCUCUCCUCCCCCUGUCGACGUCAGCUCCAGAUGCGCUUGCGCGGCAAGAGCCGCACGCGCAUUCAAACUGCCCAUAGGAAAGCAUUACUCAAUGCUUUCCUAUGGACGUCCAGCGUCAUCUCAGGGUGAAUUUCACACUGAGAACUGCGGAAUGUGCCUCUAGUGGCUGUCACUGAGACACCCACUAGAGGCUGGAUUAACCCUCAAUGUAAACAUAGCAGUUUCAGAGAAAUGUUUACAGCUGCAGCGUUAAAACUAGGGGGACCUGGCACCCAGACCACUUCAUUGAGCUGAAGUGGUCUAGGUGCCUAUAGUGGUCCUUAACCCCAUGAUUCCCUUUUAUUCCAGAAGUUUGGUCCUUAAGGGGUUAAAGAAAGCAUUUCCUUUUGCCAAAUAUUAGGUUAUGAGGCUUCCACAGAUUAUAUUUCCCAUAAAACUAAGUAAUUGGUAAAUUUAGGGCUAACAGUUAGGACUGGUCUAGCAGCUUCACUUGCAGAGUCCCAUGAUGACAUCUCCAUAAUGCUGAAUAUUACUCACAUUUUAACAUCUCUGUCUUUCUGUUUAUUUGAUCGGUAUCCUUUUUGUUCAUCCAAUCUACUUCCUGCAUCGCUGCUAGUACUUUACCUAGGUGUAUCAGUGGAAAUACAUAUUAAUUAGAGAGGAAGAAUAAUUUGGUUUGUGUAUGUUUAUACAAGAAACUAUGUGUUUGUUACAGUGCUUAUUGUUAAACUAUAACAGUUGCAAGGUGACGCGGAGGGCAAACAUUUUUUUUAUCUGGAUUUUCCUUCUUCUGGGGCAUACAUUUGCAGUUCCUACUUUUCUUAUCUAUAAUAUUUUGAUUUUGGUUGAAUUUCAGUGAAAUUCCAAUGCAGUAUAUAAAGUACUGUAUUUUCUGGCGUAUAAGAUGACUUUUUAACCCUGGAAAAUCUUCUCUAAAGUCGGGGGUCGUCUUAUACGCCGGGUAUAGGGUCUAUAUGGCUGCCGGGGGUGCUCACUUCCUUUCAGUCCGGCCGGGAACAGGUAACUGAAUCUCCUGUACCACGUGGUACCCGGCUGGACUGACAGGACGAAGAGGAGCUCGGCCACCCAAUCUGCACAGGGAAGGGGAGGUGAGAAGAAUGUAGGGAGGAUUGGGGGAGGGGGAGUAAAAAGAAUGGGGGGGGAGUAAAAGAAUGGAGGGGGGAGUAAAAAGAAUGGAGGAGGGGAUUAAAAAGAAUGGAGGGGGGAGUAAAAAGAAUGGAGGGGGGGAGUAAAAAGAAUAUAUCGCAAUUAGCCUACUGUGUGCUAGACCAGCAGGCAUGGAUUAUAUGCCCAAACAGUCUGGCACAUACCUGGGCUUUAAAUGCUAUUUCAGAUUAUCAUUAUUUAAUGUCUUGCUGUGUAGCUUUGUCUGCUCACUGUACAUCAUGGCUAAUUUUUAUUUGGUGUGCAUUGGAAGAGGGGUAGUCUUAUACGGCGAGUAUAUCCCAAACUCUAUAUUUUAACUGGAAAAGUUGGGGGUCGUCUUAUACACCCAGUCGUCUUAUAUGCCGGAAAAUACGGUAUUUUUUUUUUCAGUUCUAUAUUUAUGAAAAAUUUGGAAAGAGAAGGGACAGGUUCACUUUAAAAGACUUCACUUUCUUUAAAGAGCUCAUUGCUUGUAACCUGAUGGUUUACAUCAACGGACAACAAAAUGUACGAUAAGUCAAAUACAAAAAUCUGAGCAUCGAUAUGGCAACGUGAGCCUGCUGUGUAAAUGGAAACAUCACGUGAAAGAGUAAACUCAAACCAUCUAAAAUAACUUUAUGGUAGAUGAUGUCAACUCCACCAUACCAGGCCUGAUCUUCCACGGAAAGGGGCAGAGAAAAAGAGUAGAACUGGCAAUCUACAAUAGGAGAAGCAAUCUGAUAUUUCUUUUGAUGGUUAAAUAUUUUACUAGAUAUCAGCAUACAAUUAAAACUAAAAUGUAUUAUUUCUUUUCAACUGCCCUGACCUACCCGUGCACACUUUAAAAUAGACAUGACACUAAUACGGUUAAAGGACCACUAUAGUGCCAGGAAAACAUACUCGUUUUCCUGGCACUAUAGUGCCCUGAGGGUGCCCCCACCCUCAGGGACCCCCUCCCGCCCGGCUCUGGAAGGGGGGUAGCUGAGCUCUCCUCCUCUCUCGCCUCGAUUCGCCCGCCCGACUGAAUCGCCUUACCUUGACAAGGAAACUUCUUAGCCGCAUUCAGCGGUCUCCUUAGGAAAAGCAUUUACAAUGCUUUCCUUUGGAGCCACUGGCGUGCUCUCACUGUGAUUUUCACGGUGAGAAACGCAUAUAGCAAAAUGGCUGUCAAUGAGACAGCCACUAGAGGAUUAGGGGAAGGCUUAACCCAUUCAUAAUUAUAGCAGUUUCUCUGAAACUGCUAUAAUUAUGAAAAAAUGGGUUAACCCUAGAAGGACCUGGCACCCAGACCACUUCGUUAAGCUGAAGUGGUCUGGGUGCCUAGAGUGGUCCUUUAAAACCAGUGGGUAAUUUUUUUGUUCAAGAUAUUAAUUUGUAAAAAUUAUUCAGAAUAUUUCUCACCUGUUAAAAGCUCAGGAUUUAAUGGGUCUUCUUCUUUAUCACUAUCAUUCAUCCCAUCUUCCUCUAAAUUACUGACUGUAUCUAGUUUUCCAUCAGCUGGGACUAGUAAUAACAGUAGACUAUUAGGCAUGCUUUGAUUUACAUAAUACACUUUUUAUGAAAUUAAGUGUUUCAGUUUCUUCCUGCCCAAUCUAUUCUCCACCCUGCUUUAUCCCAACAUACAGGAUACACAUGUUAAUGUGUGCAAAGGUUUACGUGCAAAUACAUGAUGUAUAGAUCUACAUGUAAAUAGAACGAGAGGGCUCUGAUUGAUGGAAUGUCUUCUAGGUCAGGCAGUGGUCUGCCUGCGGAACUUAACUUUUUUAACUUUAAAGUUCUGCAAUGUAUCUGUUUCCUAAUAUAUUAUCUAUUUAAUAUAUACGCAUUUAAUUAAGUCAAUUUCUGUCUACUGUGUGCCUUUAAUAUUUUGUGUCAGGUCAUACAGCACGGCAUGUUUGCAGAUCUGUUUCAGAGAAUCUAGCACUUUAUUACCUAAAUAUUAUGGAAUGAUUCAGCUCUAGGUGCUGGCUGAUUUAACAUUAUGCAUUAUGUAAAAUGUAGUUUGAGCUCAAAAUUGUGGAUUUAUUUUGUUCUUAAAUUCUAAAACCAAUAAUUAAAUAAAAUAAAUGUAAGAUGAAAGUACCUGAGUUUCUGUUUAAUGAAUGGCCAAAAGGACUAAGGGUUUUUGGCCUCUUUGUCACCACAUCCUUAUAAUUGUCCAUGUGUCCUUCUAUAUAUUCCCAUUCUUCCACAGAGAAGAAUACUGCAAUAUCGUCACAUAUUACAGGCACCUGAAACACAGAAUUCUGUUUAGUGUGACUUGUGGAAAUAGAAGUGCAAGGAGACUUAAUUGGCAUGUGGACACUAUAUAAAAGACUGCCAGCAAACAAUGUGACUUAGGGGUGGCCUUUUAAUGAGCUUACAGCUGCUUCUUGCUAGAAGCGGUCAUAUCACAUGGAAAGCCAAUCCCACACGGGGCUUCUGCAAGAAACACAAAGCCAGGGGCACAAAAUAGUUUCAUCAUAUUUAGAGGUUAGUAAGGUACACCCAGCUCCUAAUUAAAUGAUACGAGAAACUUUGAAACUUCACUUAUCCAGAAAUCAUUGCUUAGAACACUAAACAUCACAUUGCUCUUUUUCCUCCAUUCGUUCUGUUUCUUGCCUUCACUAUAUUUAGUGAUGGAAAAAGACAGAGUUUUAAACAACAUGGAGGCCUCAAUUUUUGAGACAGAUGUGUGGAUUUCUACAUUUAAUUUGAUUAUUCUGACUUCACAAACUCCUAUGUGUCAACAAAAUGGGAUAGGUAAACCUUAUAGUAAAAAUCCAGGGAAGUGACAAUUUAUCUUUAAGGCGAACAUAACAGAAUAUGUAAUAAAGCAUAUACCACUGCAGGGCCAAUGUCUGCCAUUUAUGUGUAGCACUGGGAUGUUCUAGCAGAUCUGGCCGUGAGUAGUCUCAUUCAUGGAAGAAAACAAAAACAAAAAACAAUGCAUGUCUUUAGCGAAUGAAAGUUCUUACAGCGGGGGUUUGCCAGAUGCUGUACAGCUUUUAAAUGAAACUAUGAGCACACAAAUCACUUUGGCUCAAUGAAGGUCUUGGUACACUGGCCCUGACGUUUCGCUCCUGCAUUGUAAAACAUUGCUGUUUUGGAGAUAUGGAGAAAGUUCACAUAGAGCUACACUUCCCCCCUGACAGCCACUAGAUGGCGAUUCUGCGUCCAGAACAGAGUUACAUUCGAGUCUUCGUGUCUGAUGUCCUCAUACGUAGGGUGACAAGAUCCACCAUGUUUAUCGGGACACAUAAAAUGUUGUCACAUUUAUACAAAUGCAUGAAAACGGUUGCCCUGCAGUAUGUAUAAUGCAUAUUCUGCAAGAUUCUUCAUUGACUCAUUGCUUAAUCUAAUACACCUUCCUCUAAUACACCUUCCUUCUGCCGGACUACCCUUUUUUAUGUGCUGCCCAUCAAUAUGUAUGUAUGAUAUGUGUCCUAGAAAACGUGGUGGAAAUGGUCUCCUUGCUCAUACAAUAAUUGUAUAAUAUAAUAAAAAUAUAAAAAAAAAAAAAAGUAAUUUUAUAUAACAGCUUUAUAAUAGUACUGAAUCCAUAUCCCUAAAGUGUUUGAUCAGUUACGAGAACAUUUGAAGAAACACAUACAGAACAGUAACAGUGCUAUUGGGAGCCCGUCAGAAAUCUCACCUCUCCAGCCAGAAGGUGAAUGUUGCUGUGGAGAGAUUUCUUCUUCACGAUAACGUAUUCCUGCACAGUGAGAGAACAGCAUUUUCAAUGUCAGUGCAAGAAACAGAUUUGUUAAACAUGUGCACCUAUACACCUCUCACACUAGGCAAAUUACAGCAUAUUCACUGAGCCUGGGAGUCCCUUUAAGACCAAUGUCAUUAGGAUACGCGGAGUCUCACUUACAUCUCCAGUCAUCAGAUAGAUUAUGUCAAGGGCAUUUUUUAGGACCGCUUCGCUCACCAGCUUCUUCCUGUUCAUUAUUACUCUAUAAUACGGAUCACCUAGGAGGACAGAAACAAUGUCACAAGCAGAAAUGCACAGGGUAACGUCUGAGCCAUAACUAAACAAGGUUUAACAAUUCCUCGUAGAGAGCCUUUCUCUGUACCUUCUAUUUCAUAUUGGCCAAAUUUUCCUCUAGAUAACCAUUUGACUCUACAUCUUCGUUUUCAUCAAUUACAUCCCCUCUGGAACUUCAAAUACCAUAUUAUCAUUUUGUAUCACCGACAUAACUCCUAACAGGUGUAACUUAAGAAGGUCUCCAGGAUGAAGAUCGCGGGGGCUGUGAGGGACAGUUUCAGGUAAGUAUCCCAUGGCCACCAAAUACUAAUCAGAGAUGUCACCUUCGAGAUUACUACGAUCACUUUUUAUUAAAGAGCUCUGGCCAUCCAUUGUUUUUAGCAGCAGAGAGUAUUGUAGUUCUCAAGUGGAAAAGUCAUGUAGUUCCUACUUACCAGCAAUUGCUGGCAAAACACCACAAUAACUGAAUGUACAAACUGAUGUUUGAGUUUACAAAGACUCGGUAAACCAAUGGGUGCAGAAGACAUGGCUCUGCUGGAGACAUACUGUCUGUAGAUAUGGUUCCACACAUAAUUCCUAGAUCCCUUCAAGAUAUGCAGGAGCCUAAUUAAAGGCUGUUAUCCUGACAAAUUGUUACUGUUAAAAGGGACACUAUAGGCUUUCAGACUACUUCAUCUCAAUGGUCUGGGUGCCAUGCCCCUGUCUAUUUAAUCUUGCAACUGAAAGAAUUGCACUUUUGCAGGAUCAGUAAUGUUUUUAUUGCAGGGCAAACACUCCUCAAGAAGACGGCCAAUAGAGGUGCCUCAAUGCCGGAGCUAUUACAAAAAUAAACUCAGUUAUAGCUCAAAUAACUCUCACUGAGAAUCCCUGAAGGCGCAAAGCAAGUUGAAAAUGUGAUCGAUUUGCAGAAUUUUAAAAAAGUAUGGCUUACAUCUGCAAUUCGUUUCUCCAAAAUUCCCUGUUUAGGGAAUAUUUCUGACAAUGAAAACAGUGUAUUGCAAUAAGCAGAAACCCAAAUUUCAAAAUUUAGUCUAAAAUGGCUACUGUGUCUACACAGGAUUUGGAAGAUUUGUUUUUUUCCUCACAUCAGCCCUUUUCUGCCUAAAUUUUGCAGUUGUUGUCAUUGACCACCAUUCACUCUUUAGUGAAUCCCCCUGUGAAUGAGUCUUGUGGUCAGAGAGCUGCAUGCACAAGUUUAUAUAAAUCAUUAUAAUAAGUUUAUUUUACAGAUACAAUUGUCAGCAACUGCCUGUAAACAUCUAACUCUGUUUGUAGCAGUCUGGCUUUCCCAGCUGGGCUUGUAAAAUGCUUCCCAUACUGUACAAUUUAAUUAAAGGAACACUAUAGUCACCUAAAUUACUUUAGCUAAAUAAAGCAGUUUUAGUGUAUAGAUCAUCCCCUUGCAAUUUCACUGCUCAAUUCACUGUCAUUUAGGAGUUAAAUCACUUUGUUUCUGUUUAUGCAGCCCUAGCCACACCUCCCCUGGCUAUGAUUGACAGAGCCUGUAUGAAAAAAAAAAAACUGGUUUCACUUUCAAACAGAUGUAAUUUACCUUAAAUAAUUGUAUCUCAAUCUCUAAAUUGAAGUUUAAAGGACCACUCUAGGCACCCAGACCACUUCAGCUUAAUGAAGUGGUCUGGGUGCCAGGUCCUUCUAGGGUUAACCCAUUUUUUUUAUAAACAUAGCAGUUUCAGAGAAACUGCUAUGUUUAUGAAUGGGUUAAGCCUUUCCCCUAAUCCUCUAGUGGCUGUCUCAUUGACAGCCACUAGAGGCGCUUGCGUGCUUCUCACUGUGAUUUUCACAGUGAGAGCACGCCAGCGUCCAUAGGAAAGCAUUAUGAAUGUUUUCCUAUGUGACCGGCUGAAUGCGCGCGCAGCUCUUGCCGCGCGUGCGCAUUCAGCCGACGGGGAGGAGAGAAGGAGGAUCGGAGGAGGAGAGCUCUCCGCCCAGCGCUGGAAAAAGGUAAGUUUUUACCCCUUUCCCCUUCCAGAGCCGGGCGGGAGGGGGUCCCUGAGGGUGGGGGCACCCUCAGGGCACUAUAGUGCCAGGAAAACGAGUAUGUUUUCCUGGCACUAUAGUGGUCCUUUAACCCCUUAAGGACACAUGACAUGUGUGACAUGUCAUGAUUCCCUUUUAUUCCAGAAGUUUGGUCCUUAAGGGGUUAAUCACAUACAGGAGGCUCUUGCAGGGUCUAGCAAGCUAUUAACAUAGCAGGGGAUAAGAAAAUCUUAAUUAAACAGAACUUGCAAUAAAGAAAGCCUAAAUAGGGCUCUCUUUACAGGAAGUGUUUAUGGAAGGCUGUGCAAGUCACAUGCAGGAGGUGUGACUAGGGUUCAUAAACAAAGGGAUUUAACUCCUAAAUGGCAGAGGAUUGAGCAGUGAGGCUGCAGGGGCAUGUUCUAUACACCAAAACUGCUUCAUUUAGCUAAAGUUGUUCAGGUGACUAUAGUGUCCCUUUAAAUACUAAGAAUAAAACUAUAUUCCCUAUCACAACAUUAUUCCAUGCACUUUCCUUUAAAUACAGUGUAAAUGACGGAGGUAUUGACCCCCAGUGUCACAGAGCUGGCAAUCACUGUGUUUACAUGGGGACAUGGAGCGCACAGUCUGCACCCUGCAGCCUCAGCUACUCACUCCCCAACUUCCUACCUGAGACAGGAGCAGCCAGCCUGUGACACAGGGCGGACAUCUGAUUGGCUGAACGCAGGACCGAGGACAAGGGAUCCUGGAACUUGUGGUUCCAUUGAACAUGCGAGUUAAUACACAGAUGGGGAAAUAAAACUAACUCUCCCACAAUGCUCUGCGGAGUAGUAGUGAUCACGUGAAAUAUCCACCAAUCAGAUCACAAAGCCUGUCACCAUGGCUGAGACUCUGUAGCUACAGUGCUGGUUUACUAAUUAAAUGACAAAGCUGGCUUGAUACACGUUGAAGGUAUUUUUAAUCCCUAACAAAACAUUUUGAAGCUACUUUCUUGGGGGGAAACUGCCGCCCCACUAAUUUUACUAAUGAACCUCCCCCCCGUCUAUGCAGCGUGAAGCUGGUUCUGUGAUCUGAUUGGUGGAUAUUUCACGUGAUCACUACUACUCCGCAGAGCAUUCUGGGAGAGUUAGUUUUAUUUCCCCUCCUGUGAAUUAACUCGCAUGUUCAAUGGAACCACAAGUUCCAGGAUCCCUUGUCCUCGGUCCUGCGUUCAGCCAAUCAGAUGUCCGCCCUGUGUCACAGGCUGGCUGCUCCUGUCUCAGGUAGGAAGUUGGGGAGUGAGUAGCUGAGGCUGCAGGGUGCAGACUGUGCGCUCCAUGUCCCCAUGUAAACACAGUGACUGCCAGCUCUGUGACACUGGGGGUCAAUAACUCCAUCAUUUACUGGGAUACAAUGAUUGAUACUGGGUAAUGCUGGGUAAUAAAAGGCACUCAUAUACCAAUGGGAUAAAUUCAUUAUCUUUACUGUGAUGUUGCUCAUUUAAAGGACCACUCUAGGCACCCAGACCAUUUCAGCUUAAUGAAGUGGUCUGGGUGCCAGGUCCAGCUAGGGUUAACCCUUUCUUUUUAUGAACAUAGCAGUUUCAGAGAAACUGCUAUGUUAAUAAAUGGGUUAAUCCAGCCUCUAGUGGUUGUCUUAUUGACAGCCGCUAGAGGUGCUUCUGCGCUUCUCACUGUGAAAAUCACAGUGAGAAGACGCCAGCGUCCAUAGGAAAGCAUUGAGAAAUGCUUUCCUAUGAACUGGCUGAAUGCGCAUUCAGCCGAUGACGUCGUUAGGAAGGAGGAGGAAAGCUCCCCGCUCGGCGCUGGAGAAAGGUAAGAUUUUAACCCCUUCCUCUCUCCAGAGCCCGGCGGGAGGGGUACCCUGACGGUGUGGGCACCCUCAGGGCACUAUAGUGCCAGGAAAGCGAGUAUGUUUUCCUGGCACUAUAGUGGUCCUUUAACUGUGAAACAAGCUUGUUUCAAACCUAAGAAGCAUAAUAAUUAAUUUUAAAUAAACAAUCCCCUGGCCAUAAAUUACUGUUAUUACUAUAUCAUUUGUUACUGAUAUAGUAAAGAAAGGGUUUGUGUUUGAAAGAAAAGAUUGCCCCAGUGUAACAUACUUUUCAAUAUAAAGUUAUUGCAAGAAGGUAAUAAUAUUAUUAUUAUUAUUAUUAUGAUUUAUUUAAAUUAUGCAGAUGCCAGGCGUGCUACCUAUAGUUUGUAAAUUGAGGGCGUGCAAAUAAAAUCCUAUGACAAAUGCGGUUUGUGCAUCCAAUUAUCUGACCACACAACUAUAAUGUUUGGGGCGUUAUUCAGUAAAGUAGUGUUUGUGGAGAACCGGCUGUGGUAUUUUUUUAAAUUCUAGGCCAAAGUAACCUAAUUGAUUAGUAUUUUAUAAACCAUUUCAAUUGGAUUGACCUUGAAUGAGGUUCCUGGGUACCUGUGGCACUGCCAAUGGUGGAUGUGUGCCUACGAUGGAAUGUAAUUCCACAUUAGCAAUACUAAUACAUACCAGUGAUUGUUGACAUGGCAGUGAUUGGCUGAAAGAACUCGACUGACCCUCUGACCGGAUCACUGCUGCCCAUCGCUGCCCACGCUAAUUUUCAAGCAUUAGCUCUAGCAACAGAGAGCCCCAGGGCUGCAGGAAACUGGGGGCUCUCGAAAACUAUUACACCAGUAAAUAAAUGUUUUAGAAUGGAACAGUGGGAUGGUCCAGGAGAAUUCAGACAUCAUACAGUGUCCCUUUAAUUCUAGAAUAGCUAGGGUGUAAGAUUCUUUUCUUUUGGAUACAAAAUUGUAAAACAGAUACAAUAAACAGUAUAUAGUGUUUUCAUUUCAGUACUCUUUGCUGUUUAGAGAAUAAACCCACAACUGGUGAUACAGAAAGUGCAGAAUAUAAUAUACAUCUGCAUGAGCUUGAUUGUUGGUGUGAAAUAUAAUCUAGCUUUCAGGAAAAUCACAAAAAGGUUUAUACAUUAAACUGGAAAUUAUGGAGAAUCAUUCAUUUUAAAAAAAAAACAAAUAUCGGUCCCAACAUACCCUGUGCAAGCAUGUAAUAUCCAGUAUAUUUAAUUUGCAGCUCUAUAUGGCCCUCCAUUUAUUAAAUGAGUGGACAUUAAAGGGACACUAUAGCAACCAAAACAACUUUAGCUUAAUGGAGCAGUUUUUGUGUAUAGUUAAUUAUUUGCAUUCAUUAUCUAACAUUUUUAUAUAUAAAAUAAUAGUAGUGAGAACAAGCAGGGUAAAGGUGAAGAUGCAAUGACGGUGUUAAAAACAUGGUUGCAUAUUAUACGUGUAUAUCACAACCAAUGACUAUUUAGAAGUUGGCAUAUCUGCCUACCGUCAGGCUCCAUGCACUGAUAAAGUAGAUUAGAGAGAUGCACAGUCAGUUAUCAAAGUUACUACAGACUCUAUUUAAAGGUCAGUCGUUACCCUGUGCAUUUCUGCUUGUGACAUUGUUUCUGUCCUCCUAGGUGAUCCGUAUUACAGGGUAAUAAUGAACAGGCAGAAGCUGGUGAGCGAAGCGGUCCUAAAAAAUGCCCUUGACAUAAUCUAUUUGAUGACCGGAGAUGUAAGUGAGACUCUGAGUAUUCUAAUGACAUAGGCCUUAAGGGACUGAAUCAUGUUAACAAAUGUCUCAACUCCAUGUACUUACCCAGUUUUUUAUCUGUAUAUCAUGUAACUCAUACUGAUAAAUGUGUUGGUUGUUUGUACUGUUUUUUGUUUUUGUUUUUUUUUUAUCAUAGAGUUAAAUCUGCACCCAGACUAUGUAUUUUAAUUUCUUGUAACCCUAUAUUCCUAUCAGGGAAAUUCACUAAAUCAGGUUUUUGUGGAAUUCUUACCCCAGUUCAGCUAUUUAAAGGACCACUAUAGGCACCCAGACCACUUCAGCUUAAUGAAGUGGUCUGGGUGCCAAGUCCAUCUAGGAUUAACCCUGCCUGCUGUAAACAUAGCAGUUUCAGAGAAACUGCUAUGUUUACCUAUGGGUUAAUCCAGCCUCUAGUGGUUGUCUCAUUGACAGCCGCUAGAGGCGCUUCCGCGAUUCUCACUGUGAUUUUCACAGUGAGAAGACGCCAGCGUCCAUAGGAAAGCAUUGAGAAUGCUUUCCUAUGAGACUGGCUGAAUGCGCGCGCGGCUCUUGUUGCGCAUGCGCAUUCAGCCGAUGACAGUAGAAGAAAGAGAAGAUUCCCCAGCACUGAGGGAGCCCGGCACUGGAAAAAGGUAGGAAUUUAACCCCUUCCUCACCCUAGAGCCCGGCGGGAGGGGGACCCAGAGGGUGAGGGGACGCUCAAGAGAAAUGUUUACACACUCAUGUUUCACAAAGUUCUCCCUUGCAUUAACAUUGGGGAUACUGCUCUGUAUUUUUGCAGGAAUACGUCAUCGUGAAAAAGAAAUCUCUCCAUAGCAACAUUCAUCUUCUGUCUGGAGAGGUGAGACCUAUUGGACUCCAGUAACACUGUUCUGUACAUGUACUGUAUGUAAAUAUUCCAAAUGUUCUCAUAAACUAAUCAUACACUGCUAGAAUGUGGAACUAUUUCUGACUACACCCCGUUCUCAGUGUUACAGAAAGCAUAUGGUUAAUACAGUUCUUUUAUGUUUGGCUCUCAGAGCAAUCUUGUGGUUCCUGUUUGCUUUCAUGUAUAGCUUUUCUGAAGCGCAAUCCAGCAAACUGAUGGCUAGUUUAUUUAGUACAUACAUUUUCUAUUGUUUUGACUGCAAUCAAAGUUUCUAUUAAUGACAAGAAUGUCAACCGAUUUGAAUCUGUCAUUGGAAAUGGUUUCAAGUUAUUUUACUGCAGUUGGACUUUACUUAGAAAGGAACUCCAAGCAAUAUAACCCCUCACAACUCUUUGUUGUGGUUAUGGUGCUAUGCAUGUACACUUGCUACCCCGUCCCCCCUCCCCCACCCCCUCAUCUCUCCUGGCACCUACUGAAUGCCCCCCUUAUCAGUUUACCCUGUACUACACAAAUUACAAUUUCCCAACAUCAAGUGUGAUUCCAUCCAAUCUGGAUGGCAAAGAUUGGAUGUGAGCACUGGGUUGGAUGUCUACGAUUGCUAUAUUUUACCUGACCUAUCUCAUUUGUGUGAUUCUCACAUGAGAUUCUUACAAAGAUCAUUCCAUUUCUCCUACAGCAAUGGCUAACGCUGGCCUUCAGAGUUUUAUGGCUUGUUAAUACUCCUGUGAUGAGAAGUCAGUUUUCUUAUCGGUUUAAAUUCCAUAAGUCACACUAAAUGGGAUUCUGUGUGUGUUUCAGGUGCCUGUAAUAUGUGAUGAUAUUGCAGUCUUCUUUUCCAUGGAGGAAUGGGAAUAUAUAGAAGGACACAAGGACAGAUACAAGGAUGUGGUGACAGUGGGCCCCCAAACUCCUUUUGGCUUUUCAUUGAGCAGAAACUCAGGUAAUUCCUGCUAUCUUGUCAAGUGUGUGUGUGUGUGUGUGUGUGUGUGUGUGUGUGUGUGUAUAUAUAUAUAUAUAUAUAUAUAUAUAUAUAUAUAUAUAUAUAUAUAUAUAUAUAUAUAUAUAUAUAUUUAUAAUUUUUUUUUAUGAUUUAUGAACCAAAUAAUUCCAUAUAUAUGGACUGUAUGUAGACUGUUAAAUCAGCCAACAUAUAAUGAUCUAUGUAUAGAUGGAUUUGUCGAUCCUAUGUAACCAUAUUCUGUUCUUUACAUUUAAAUGCACUACAUGAUGGCCUCUAAUAAUUGUUCAUAUGUGCUAUGGUUAGUGAUCUGCUAUGAUACAGGAAUGCAAGAUCCAGAAUGAUUAAACAUUGACAUUGAAUUUUCAGUAUUGUUAAUGAGUGUGGGCUUAAAGGAAACCAAUUGGCAUACCUUUAUUUUUUUUUUAAAAGCAUUUUGUUUUUAUUUAUUAAAAAAAAAAAAAUGCAACCUGUUUAGAUUGUCUGGAUACAUAGAAAAGGGCGGUUUGCUCACACAAUGGUAUAUAGUGGUUACUAAAUUUAUAUCUGCAAGGUAAAUCAUAAAAAAACAUCAUACGGUAAUAUGUAUAUGCAAAAUAAAAAAUAGAAAGUAACUUGGAGCACUCACAAUAUCUAGAGCCAUGUAAGUCGGCUCUAAACUAUGAUGGCGUGUUCAUACAUCCAAUAUUGGUACUGGAAAAGAUGCAGGUCCCCCAGAAAACUUAGUAAAAAUCCAACACCUAUUUCAGUCGCAGGCGGGAGCUGGAGGUUUCCACAGGCUAUGUUUACUUUAGUGAAUCGAUCUGCCAGAAUUGGUAUUGCGGUUAGGGGAGGGGAAGCUAUACCCCAAUACCAAUUCUGGCAGAUCGACCUGCAUCUUUUCCAGUACCAAUAUUGGAUGUAUGAACACGCCAUCAUAGUUUAGAGCUGACUUACAUGGCUCUAGAUAUUGUGAGUGCUCCAAGUUACUUUCUAUUUUAUAUUUUGCAUAUGCAUAUUACCCUAUGAUGGUUUUUUAUGAUUGUACCUUGCAGAUAUAAAUUCAGUAACCACUAUAUACCAUUGUGUGCGCAAACCGCCCUUUUCUCUGUGUCCAUUCGUUUAUGUGAGUGUUUUUUGUCACAUAACACUGGGGUGUAUUUAGGCACACUGGGAUAUACUAUUUACCUUAUUUUAUACCUCUUAUUAGAUUUUUAGCGCCACUUAUCCAUUUUCUGUAUUUAUCUUGUUUAGAUUAUCUGUCUUAAAAGUUAAUGUGAAAUUAUUGCCCUUUCAAGUAAUUAGGUAACACAUCUUUAAUUUUUUAAUGCAUCGCAAGUCAAGUUCCAAGUUAAGGCAAUAGAAUAGCAAGAAAAUGCUUUAUACACAAGGAAACCCCAGGAUGGGAUGCCAAGUAAAUGAAUAACACUUUCUUUAAGAGCCUCUAUGUUUUUAAUUAUCAGCUAAAGACUAUGUAUCUGGAUGAUAUAAAAAAUACUUGUUGAAUACUCUGGUUGGAAGGCCAACAGUAACGAGGGAUGGAGAGAAGACUAUGUUUUCAUUUUAACAUAUUGAUUCAUAUGUAAAUACCCUUUUUGUCAUCCAGUCUGGAGUAUCUCAGCUGGGUUCCAUUUGAUUAAACCUUGUUCAGAUAAGCUUACAUUCUCAUGGGAGUGUGCAUAUAUCUGAAUUACACACACCUUACAUUCCUAGACAAAUCUAAACAUCAUAAAUCAUUUAUUGUGUAAAUCAAAGCAGGACUGUCUAGUUCUUCUCUGUCAUUAUUAGACGCAUCUCAUGGAAACCUAGAGGAAAAUGGAAUGAAUGAAAGUGACACAGACCAAGAACCAAUGAAUCCAGAGAUCUUCGCAGGUGAGAAAUAUGUAGAAUAAUAAUUGUAUUCACUAACUAGUACUUUGACAGCAUGUGUUGCAUUUAACCCCUUAAGGACACAUGACAUGUGUGACAUGUCAUGAUUCCCUUUUAUUCCAGAAGUUUGAUCCUUAAUGGGUUAAAGGGACACUCCAGGUACCAUAAACUUUAUUGGGUGAGGUAUGUGUCUGGAAAUAGCAAAUCAUGGCAAGGCCAACAUAUUUAUUAACUUGCUUAAAAAGUCAUGUUCUUGUUCAAUUGACCACAGGUCUUGUGACAUUUCUUUGUUUAUAAGAUCUAUGGAGAGAUCUCAUGGUCCUGUAGGAUCUUCCAUAGGCCUCCCAAUUUGCAUUUUCAGCAGCUGAAGAGAAGAAGAUGGUGGCAUGUACGUAUGAGAAGUCCAGCAGUGUAUAUUUUCCCACCCUCUUUUUCUCCCAAUCUCCACAGGGCAGUGGACCUUUAACCUAGGGUGCAAGAAAUACACCCGGGCAAUUAACAGAUUCUGCUUUUAUGAAAACUGAUAGAUAUUUUGCAUGUGACUUAGACAUAAGAAAAAAUUGACCAUGGGAUACAUGUGGAUCGACAUCAAUGGAAGUAACCAAUCUUCACUUCUAAUUAAUAUGCAUUUCUCCUGAAAAUCUAGGUGAAGUAGUAGCGAUCCAAGAAGGAGAAUGGAUGAAUGAAACAGUCACUGACCAAAUAAACUGCAAGUCAGAGAUAUUUGCAGGUGAGUAAUAUUCAGCAUUAUGGAUUCCAUCAUGGAAUUCAGCAUGCCCACUGGCCACUAAUUAUUUAUACAAUGCAAUGGACAAUAGAUUCUGCAGGUGUCUCAUACCUGAUAUUCAGGUACAGGACAUAAUUUUAUUGGACCAGUCUCUUCCCUGGUAGUGGCAUAAUAUAGCUUCACAGAAUAAAGUAACUCUUUUCUCUUUUUUUAUUGUGUAUUGGGGCUGAUGUGUACUAUUAUCAUUGCUGCCGCCCAGAAGUAGUGGGAGUCUGAGCGCAGGACUUAUUUUUGUGUAUUUGCAUUCACUUUUGUAUGGCACAGCCAUGUUACAAUGCUGCCACUGACCCCAUGUGUUCCCUAGUAAGGGUUAAUAAGUAUGUAGGGGUUUAGAAAAUGACCCCUCUCUGUCUCAUGAGAGAUUUGUUUGUUUUACCUGAAGCUGAAGCGAGUACAGUGAAUUGUUUGUGUAGGACUCACCUAAGAAGUUUUGCUUUGAUGUGGCAGGUGGGCUUACAUCUAAUGGCCAUUGGAGUGGUAUUAAAAACCUCCAGUUAUAUAAAUAUGCAUAGGGAGUAAGUAACUCUUUUCUUUAGGUUUUUAUUAUAUGUAUUGGGGCUGAUGUGUACUAUGCUCAUUGCUGCCGUCCAGGAGUAGUAGAAGUCUGAGCGCAGGACUUAUUUUUAUCUAUAAGAAAAAAAGCACCAUAGGAUACAUGUGUAUCGACAUGCACGGAACUAAUUAGUCUUCAAUUCUAAAUAACAUCCUUUUCUCCUGAAAAUCUAGGUGAAGUGCUAGCGAUACAAGAAGGAGAACAGAUGUGUGAGACCAUCACUGGUCAAAUAAACAGCAAGACAGAGACGUUUGCAAGUGAGUAAUAUUCAGCAUCAUGGAAUUCAGCAUGGCCACUGUUCAUAUAUACAAUGCAAUGGGCAACAUGUUCUGCACAACCCUCAUAUCUGAUAUCCAGAUAUGACUUCCCUGGUAGUGGCAUAAGUUAGCUUUGCAGAAUAAGAGAAAAAAAAUUGCAAGAUCGUCCCACAGUGAUGAGAACAAGGCCCCUGGAUGUUUGGCAGUAUCCUAGCGGAAUAAGUGGUAGAUGGCUACUGUAGAAGCAACUGUAACAAAACUAAAAAGAAAGGUAACAAAGAUGGCUAAUAAGUUAUGUACAAUAAUAUCCUAGUCUUAUAAGGCUGUUCCUUUACCUCCCACUACUGUACAAAAAAAUCAAACUACAUGCACACAGCCGGCUUUAUUGUAAGGUUGGUUUGCAGUAUCCUGAGUAAGUGGUAGAUGGCAGUAGAAGCAACUUGUAUCUGAUGCAACCUCUUCCAUCAGGCAUUCAGUCUGCUCAGCUGACCUUCAGAAACUUGUAAAGUGCUUUGAGUCUCACAGGGAGAAAAGCGCAAAUUAUUACAUUAUUAUUAUAUUCAUAUUUAUUCCAUCAUAUUUUCCCCCCUCUAGCUGUAAUAUAAAAAUUGAUAAGAUCUUCACUAAAACAUGCACUUUUUAUUAGGUCAUUCUGGAAGUAUGAAGAGUGGAGCAAAAGCUGGAAAACCAUUACAUAAAAAGCAAUUAAGGAUGACACGUUUCUUUCCAAAUUCAUCUUCUGUGGUAACCUACGGCGCUCCACUUAAAGCUACAGAAACCUUAGAUGGCCGAAGAGAAGGAUCACCGAUGGACGAUCCAUCGGAUCCAUCAACAAGCCAGACACCGAAAAAGAGAAAAUUCAGGGAAGAGUGGUUAAGGGAGCUAACCUGGCUUAAAUAUGAUGCAACAACAGGCAUAGCCAUGUGUGGGGUAUGUGCCGCCUGCCCCAGCAUUGCUGACCAUGGGUCUAAGGUCGUAAAAGGCUUUUCAGGGCCGUUCAAGCUAGAGACAUUUAAAAAACAUGCCAAAUCACGCCUGCAUGAGAAAUGCAUAAAUGCUGAACCUGAUGUUACGUAGGGUAUUUUUUAAUGAGGCUUAUUCUAUUACAAUGACCACAAGGCCCUAUGAAGACUUUCAAGGACUGUUAGAAUUCAGUGGGAAACUGGAGUUUCUGUUGCAAAACUACACAAAUGAAAACAAUGGAAAUAAUUUCUCUCUCACACCACCGCAGCAAAAAAAUAGAUGCCAGAGUACGAACUGAUAUUUAAAGGAACACUAUAGUCACCAAAACAACUUUAGCUUAAUGAAGCAGUUUUGGUGUAUAGGUCAUGCCUCUGGAGUCCCACUGUUAAAUUCUCUGCCAUUUAGGAGUUAAAUCACUUAUUUCUGUUUAUGCAGCCCUAGGCACACCAGCCUGCAUGAAAACAAAAUGGUUUCAUUUUCAAUCAGAUGUAACUUACUUUAGAGUUUAUCCCCUGCUGACCUUUAAUAACAUUAAAGGGUCUACUAGGCUAUAAACCGAGCAAGAGAUAAAUAAUUCUAAAUGACACAGAAUUUGCAAUAAAGGAAGUGUAAACAUUACAUAGCUCUUUACAAGUGUUUAGGAAGGCUGUGCAAGUUUCAUUCGAAUAGGUGUGGUUAGGACUGCAUAAACAAAGUGAUUUAUCUUCUAAAUAGCAGAGAAUUGAGCAGUGAGACUGCAAAGGCAUGAUCUAUACACCAAAAUUGCUUCUUUAAGCUAAAAUAGUUUUUGUAACUAUUUAAAGUGUCCCUUUCAUCACCCUUGGUAAGUUUAUCUGUUGUAAUAGAAUCGAACACUAAGUGUGUUAAAUGGAAAUGACAAUUUGAAGAUUCCAUCUCUGAAUAGAAUUUCAGUUUCAAACCCUUUGUAUGCCUACUAGUCUCAUUUUUCUAUUCACUAUUUCUUUGUGGAAAAUAUAUAAAUAAUACCUGAAAUAUGUAAAAAUGGUCAACAUGCUGCAUAUUCCAUUUUUUUUAAACUGUUGCAUGAUGGUAUUUCAGCUGUCAAUACCAAUCUACAAAACAUGCACCAAAAGUUAUGUAAAAAAAAAAAGUAUAUGUUUUGGAGCUUAUUUGGUGCAUUAGUAUUGUAUCACACUAUGGGGACUUAUUCAAUAAACACCAAAAUGUUGUGAAUCGAAAACUUUGAGGGCAUGCUGAUUUAGAGUUAAAGGACCACUCUAGGCACCCAGACCACUUCAGCUUAAUGAAGUGGUCUGGGUGCCUGGUCCAGCUAGGGUUAACCCAUUUUUUCAUAAACAUAGCAGUUUCAGAAAAACUGCUAUGUUUAUUAAUGGGUUAAGCCUUCCCCCAUUCCCUCUAGUGGCUGUCUCAUUGACAGCCACUAGAGGCGCUUGCGUGCUUCUCACUGUGAUUUUCACAGUGAGAGCACGCAAGCGUCCAUAGGAAAGCAUUAUGAAUGCUUUCCUAUGUGACCGGCUGAAUGCGCGUGGAACGGAGGCGGAGAGGAGGAGGAGAGCUCUCUGCCCAGCGCUGGAAAAAGGUAAGUUUAACCCCUCUUCCCCUUUCCAGAGCCGGGCGGGAGGGGGACCCUGAGGGUGGGGGCACCCUCAGGGCACUAUAGUGCCAGGAAAACGAGUAUGUUUUCCUGGCACUAUAGUGGUCCUUUAAACAACUGGAAGAUCAUUUAACAGCCUUUUUAAAAUUGCAUUUUCCUGAAUUACAAAAUGUGAGUAAAAAUAGCAGAUUUCAAAUAAACUGUCCAUCUCUGCUGUAGUACCAGCUUGGCUACUUAGGUCCUACAUUUGGCAUUCAAUUCACUACACUUUGGUGUAUAGUGAACUAUUAUUUAUAGACUUUUUUUUUUUUACUACAUUAUAUAAAACUUUACAUUUUGAUUUUCGGCUCAUUAUUGUUCUGUGCUUAGUCAACAAACCCCCCAUAGUGUAGAUGUAUAACAGUCAUAAGUGAACGUGUAGUUUGCUUCCAGGCUUUUACAUAUUUGUUUGUCUUUUUUUUUUGUUUUGUUUUUUCUUAGAAACAAACACAAAAAUGUUACAAAAAUAAAAGAAAUGUUAUUAACUCUAUGGGAUUGCUCCCGUAUCCAAAUCACAUUGAUCAAAGAUUGAUCAUAGGUGGACUUUGUAAUAUAUUAAUUGCAUUCAAUGAAUUACAUUAUUAUUUAUAUUGUUAAUAUAUUGCUCAGCACUAGACUAGUUAAAUAAGGAAAUAUUACUUAAAGGGACACUAUAAUCUCAAGAUUAAGCUUAAUGUAGUUGUUCUGGUGAGUAUUUUCAGUCCCUGCAGGAUUUCAGCAAACUCUGUAUUUUACAUUGCUACCCUAGGGACACCUGUAGUGGCCACUCCUCUUAUGGCUACUAGAGGUGCUUCCUGGGGUAGUGCAUUCAGUGUUUCCACCCUGUGCAUGGAGACGCUGAACUUUCCUCAUAGAGAUGCACUGAUUCAAAGCAUCUCUAUGAGGAGAUGCUGAUUGGCCAAGUUGGUGUUUGGCUCUGCCCCCCUGCCCACCUUCUUGGCUGAGAUCAUCACUAUUGACAAUCUUAGCCAAUCCAAUGCUGUCUUCUGAUAAUGUCAGCCAAGAAGGCAAAUCUGUGGCAGAGCCAGCACCAGCAGACUGGAAUAAAGGUAAGGUUUUACUAUACUGCAGGCAGAGUGGCUGUAAAGAGGAAAUUGUCCUAGCAUUGCAUUACAGGUAGAUUUAAAAAAUGUGUAGCUUUUUUUUUUAUAUUGAAACAAGGAGGAGGCCCAUAAUGUAAACAAAAAGAAAUGCAAGACUAUAACAGUAAAAACAAAGUUUGAGUAUUCCUUUAAUUUGGCAAAUUGGUUGCUGUCGUGUAAAAGAUUUAGUUAUUUCACUUCUAGAGAGUGCAGGACUACCUUGCAAUUACACAGAAAAUAAGAGUAGGUGUAUAACAAUGUAUAGAAAAGUACAGCACCUGCUGCCUUAUUUAAAAAAAAGAAGAAAAAAAAAAAAGAAGAGGUUAGCUAAAACAAUACACUUUUCUUUUUAAUUAAAAAUGUGCUGUAUCCCCAUACGUUCAUUGAUGAACUUCCAAUAAAUGUGUUUCAUUAGUAAGCCUGACAUCUGGGAAAGGUAUCUUAUUUAGUUUUGUCUCAUGUUUUUAUUGCAUUUCCUAGAAACAAAAUAGGUAAAACAACCACAGCCUCCCAUUGCCAAGGGUUAGUGUCUGUGCAGUAAGUGUCCCUGCAGCCUCCCAUUGCCCAGGGUUAGUACCUGCAGCCCCCCAUUGCCCUGGGUCAGUGAAUGCCCUGCUUGCCAGGGUCAGUGUGUGCCCAGUGAAUGCCCUGCUUGCCAGGGUCAGUGUGUGUCUAGUAAGAGCCCUUGCUGCCAGCUCCUGCCCUGGGUCAGUGUUUGCCCAGUGAAUGCCCUGCUUGCCAGGGUCAGUGUCUGCCUAGUGAAUGCCCUGCUUGCCAGGGUCAGUGUGUGCCCAGUGAAUGCCCUGCUUGCCAGGGUCAGUGUCUGCCCAGUGAAUGCCCUGCUUGCAGGGUCAGUGUCUGCCCUGCUUGCCAGGGUCAGUGUGUGUCCAGUGAAUGCCCUGCUUGCCAGGGUCAGUGAAUGCCCUGCUUGCAGGGUCAGUGUCUGCCCAGUGAAUGCCAUGCUUGCCAGGGUCAGUGUGUGUCCAGUGAAUGCCCUGCUUGCCAGGGUCAGUGUCUGCCCAUUGAAUGCCCUGCUUGCCAGGGUCAGUGUGUGUCUAGUAAGAGCCCUUGCUGCCAGCUCCUGCCCUGGGUCAGUGUGUGCCCAGUGAAUGCCCUGCUUGCCAGGGUCAGUGUGUGUCUAGUAAGAGCCCUUGCUGCCAGCUCCUGCCCUGGGUCAGUGUGUGCCCAGUGAAUGCCCUGCUUGCAGGGUCAGUGUCUGCCCAGUGAAUGCCCUGCUUGCAGGGUCAGUGUGUGCCCAGUGAAUGCCCUGCUUGCCAGGGUCAGUGUCUGCCCAGUGAAUUCCCUGCUUGCCAGGGUCAGUGUGUCCCCAGUGAAUGCCCUGCUUGCCAGGGUCAGUGUGUGCCCAGUGAAUGCCAUGCUUGCCAGGGUCAGUGUUUGCCCAGUGAAUGCCCUGCUUGCCAGGGUCAGUGUGUUCCCAGUGAAUGCCCUGCUUGCCAGGGUCAGUGAAUGCCCUGCUUGCCAGGGUCAGUGUGUGCCCAGUGAAUGCCCUACUUGCCAGGGUCAGUGUUUGCCCAGUGAAUGCCAUGCUUGCCAGGGUCAGUGUUUGCCCAGUGAAUGCCCUGCUUGCCAGGGCCAGUGUGUGCCCAGUGAAUGCCCUGCUUGCCAGGGUCAGUGUGUGCCCAGUGAAUGCCCUGCUUGCAGGGUCAGUGUGUGCCCAGUGAAUGCCCUGCUUGCCAGGGUCAGUGUCUGCCCAGUGAAUUCCCUGCUUGCCAGGGUCAGUGUCUGCCUAGUGAAUGCCCUGCUUGCCAGGGUCAGUGUGUCCCCAGUGAAUGCCCUGCUUGCCAGGGUCAGUGUGUGCCCAGUGAAUGCCCUGCUUGCCACGGUCAGUGUGUCCCCAGUGAAUGCCCUGCUUGCCAGGGUCAGUGUCUGCCUAGUGAAUGCCCUGCUUGCCAGGGUCAGUGUGUCCCCAGUGAAUGCCCUGCUUGCCAGGGUCAGUGUGUGCCCAGUGAAUGCCCUGCUUGCCACGGUCAGUGUGUCCCCAGUGAAUGCCCUGCUUGCCAGGGUCAGUGUGUCCCCAGUGAAUGCCAUGCUUGCCAGCUCCUGCCCUGGGUCAGUGUUUGCCCAGUGAAUGCCCUGCUUGCCAGGGUCAGUGUUUGCCCAGUGAAUGCCCUGCUUGCCAGGGUCAGUGAAUGCCCUGCUUGCCAGGGUCAGUGUGUCCCCAGUGAAUGCCCUGCUUGCCAGGGUCAGUGUGUGCCCAGUGAAUGCCCUGCUUGCCAGGGUCAGUGUGUGCCCAGUGAAUGCCCUGCUUGCCAGGGUCAGUGUGUCCCCAGUGAAUGCCAUGCUUGCCAGGGUCAGUGUGUGCCCAGUGAGUGCCAUGCUUGCCAGCUCCUGCCCUGGGUCAGUGUGUGCCCAGUGAAUGCCCUGCUUGCCAGGGUCAGUGUGUCCCCAGUGAAUGCCCUGCUUGCCAGGGUCAGUGUGUGCCCAGUGAAUGCCAUGCUUGCCAGCUCCUGCCCUGGGUCAGUGUGUGCCCAGUGAAUGCCAUGCUUGCCAGCUCCUGCCCUGGGUCAGUGUGUGCCCAGUGAAUGCCAUGCUUGCCAGGGUCAGUGUGUGCCCAGUUAGUGCCCUGCUUGCCAGCUCCUGCCCUGGGUCAGUGUGUGCCCAGUGAAUGCCCUGCUUGCCAGGGUCAGUGUGUUUCUAGUAAGAGCCCUUGCUGCCAGCUCCUGCCCAGGGUCAGUGUGUGCCCAGUGAAUGCCCUGCUUGCCAGCUCCUGCCCAGGGUCAGUGUGUGCCCAGUCUGUCUCCCUCCAUCCAAGCCUUGCCCGGUGGGUGGCCCUCAGCACUGCCCAGCUCCUCCAGCACGGUGUAGCCGGUAGGUAAAUCCCUGUACAGACUCUCAGACUAUCCCGGGCAAGGUAUAAUAGAGAUUGACAGCUCAGCCUGUUCUCCCAUUGGCUGGCACACCUCCCAUGUCCGCCUCCGCAGUGAUGCAUUACGGGAAUCGUAGUCCCUCUGCUCACAGUACGUCUUUAUACAGCAGUGAGAAAGGAACACAUCUCCCAGGGUCCUCUGCGCACACCGCCAUUGAUUGGUCUCCGGAUUGCCCCGCCCCCUCCGCCGGCCAUUCAUAUAGACAAAAGGCUGAGCUGGGCAAGGUAAGCCAGUGUGUGCAGGAAGCGGCGGUGCGGACUGCAGGGCAGGCUUCCUCAGUGAGAGCUGGGAUUAUUACUGCAGGGGAGGGCUGGAAAGUGGCUCUAUAGCCCUCAGCUCUGAGUGGGAGAGAGAUUCUCAGCCCCAGGGCCCUUCCUGCCUCUCCUGUCUGUAUUUAAACAUUAAUUGGCAGGGUGUACCAUCAGUGGGGCCACACUGGGGGCAAGGGGGCCACACUGGGGGUGCCAGCAAAUUUAUAAAUCACUGAGUAUUGACAAACUGGAGUGUAAGCUCUUUUGAGCAACAAUAACCCCUUCAUCAUUGGAAUAUAUAACCUUAUUCCCUUUAUACAUUGUUAUAUAACAUUAUAUUUAAUGGAAUAUGUGUACGUACGUACGUGUGUACGCUGUAUUUUAUUAUCACUUUAAGGAAGAAUGUUGCAAUCUUAGCAUUGCCGUUCUGUUAUUUGGAACAUAGCAAACUCUUUGUUUCAUUAUUUUUUUCGAUUGUUGCGCCAAGCUUCGUAAUUUGCAUUGGAAUACAAAAUUACAAUGCAAAUUGCAUGAUUUCACAUCAAAAUUCAAUAAUGUAUUAUGUAUCUAUUAUUAAAUGCCAUAGUUAGAAUUAUUCACGAAACUGUAAAUGGUCAAGCUUCCUGCAAGGAGUUUCACAUUUCUUGGGAAUAGUUGAGGAUAAAAAUCAUGAAUUUUUAAUACACGUAACCAAGACAGUUAAAGUGUGCAUUCAUUACUUUACCAAAAUGCUUCUCUUAGAUCCCUUGAGUCCUACCUACUCCCAUUUUGCUCAGCACUAACACCCUUGAUCAAUGCUGGAAAGUAUCUAAGCAGAUGUUUCUCAUAGAGGGGUAUAAUGGACACAGUAAGGACAUUUGGAAGCUAUAAAAUAAUAUAUGAAGAUCAGUAUUGGUAAAAGAUAAUGAACAAAAGUUAUUUGAUAAUUAAAUGCUGGAUACUUUAUAAAUUAGUUGAAUAAAAUAUAUUGUCUCCUUUUACACAUGAAAGACUGUAGGGGUGUGAUUUAUGCAUCAAACCCACUUCAUUAAGCUUAGGUGGUUCUGGUGCUUCAAAGCUUAUUUUUCACCUUUAAGGGUCUUUGAAUAAAAGACCCUUGAAGUUGACAUCCCCACUUGGUACAAAUGCCAGGCAAAUAUGCUUUCCUGAAGCUCCCUGUUGCUGUUGCUGCCAUGUUCCUUUUAAAACUCCUUGCGUUUCAUCUACCAGGACCAUGCAUCACGGUUACACUUUCGCACAUACAGUAGAGUAUAUCACAGACGUCUGUGGAGGAUCUUGCAAGGUGGCGGGGUCCUUAAUAGAAUAACUCUCACAUUGUGCGAAAAGAUGCCCUUAUUUCACAGCCGUCGCUAUUAUUGACUGUGGGAAUUGCCGAAAUGUGCUCUGCUGUUUGUCAACUACAGGAAUUAAACUAAACUACAGAAAAUUAAAUUAUUUUGGACAACUACGCAGCAUCUAACUCAUUCUUCUUUUCCACAUCCCUUUGAAGAUUUUGACUCUGGGCCACUUGGCACCUAAGAGGUUAUUUAGCUUGGCAAGUGCCAUUAAUUACAGCAAAGUGCAUUCUAAGAUAGACCAUGAAAAUUCUUACUUGUUUUCAUGGCACAUAAAGUGUCACCUUUCAUGGUAUUUAAGGUGCUAUUUUUUUUUUUAUAUACAUAAGCCCUUACCAUAUAAGAUAUAUAGUAUAUCAUGACAGUCCUGAUCUAUUCAUUUGUCAUAAAGUGGGUGUAUUAGCGUAGCAUGGACCAUUUCCAUAUUCUGAGUGGUGGGGUGCAUGGACCUCCAGUGGUAGUGUUCUUAUAAACCGAGAAAGUGACUACUUACAGGAAUGAAAGAUAUAGUCAUAUUUUUGAGAAAUCCUGUUUACUAAACAAAAUGUCACAAUUUCAUUCUUUCUUUGUGCACAUACCGAAGUAGCAAUCACUUUUUCUUAGUUGUAACCAAUCAUUUUUAAUUAAAAGUCCCUUCAGUAGUCAGUGUCUUCACUAUUUUUACAGGAAAAUAUAAGAUACAUCCAGGUGUCCCUCUUUUACCUAACUGCUCUGCAAAUGCGAAACGAACUUUUAUAAGUGAUGAUUCAUAUGAACUGUGUCUGUAUUGUAUUAGCCUAUUCUAUGUGCCAACUUUUAGUAAAUGCAUUUAUCGGAAACAAAACUCAGAAAGUUCCCUAAAAAACGUAUUUUGUUAUCAAUGUGUGGCUAGUUGCAAAUGGUGGUCUAUUUUGUAAAUAUAUGUAUUUCAUUGCAGUUUUUCCCCAUGUUUAAAUGGUACACAACUAAUAACAUAAUGUAAUUUGUCUUUCCUAGGUAUACCAGUCCUAAUACACCCAGUAAUACACCCAGUUAUAUGGAGAAAGGUAUCCCAGAGCCUAGGAAUGAAUACAUGUCCAAAACUCAAAAAGAAACCAGGAAAUCUGAAUCGUAUUCACAUGGACAGCUUGCUCCAACAGAUCAAAAAGAGGCUAAAGAGAGAACUAGUGAAAAUGAGCUAUGCAAUACGAAGAAGAAAAAAAUGUCAAAAGUAGAAAAACACACGCAACCAAAAAGUUAUAAAUGCUAUAAAAUCGGGCAAAGGUCUAAAAACAGACAAGACAUUGAGAAACAGUUUCCAUGUACAGAUUGCGGCAAAACAUUUACUCGUAGGUCAUCUUUAAUUACACACCACCGAAUCCACACGGGAGAGAAACCAUAUGUUUGCAUUGAGUGUGGGAAAGGAUUCACUGACAGCUCAAAUCUUGUCAAACACCAGCGAACACACACAGGAGAGAGGCCAUACGCAUGCACAGACUGUGAUAAAACCUUCACUGAUAGCUCAAACCUUAUUGCCCACCAGAGAGCACACACAGGGGAGCGACCGUAUGUAUGCAGUGACUGUGAAAAGAGCUUUACACUUGUUUCAAACCUUGUUACUCACCAGAGGGCUCACACUGGGGAGAGACCGUAUGAAUGCACAGAGUGUGGAAAGCGAUUUUCUCGCAGCUCACAUCUAAUCACACACCAGAGGGCCCACAGAGGUGAGAGGCCAUAUUCUUGUUCGGAGUGUGGGAGACGAUUUACACAAAUUUCUAAUCUUAUUGCCCACCAGAGAGCCCACACAGGGCUACGGCCAUACUCGUGCCUGGACUGUGGCAAAAGUUAUACACAGCGAUCUAACCUCAUUGAACAUCAGAGGACCCAUACUGGGGAGAGGCCUUAUAUCUGCACCGAGUGUGGGAAAAGCUUCAGCCAGAAUUCAAGUCUUAUUAAACACCGAAAAGUACACAUGAAAAAUGAGAUGAACAAAGAUCUUGAAGAUUCCACCGAAAAAAUCAUCAUUGACUGGAGUCCAUAAAGUAGUAAUGGCCAAGCCGUGAACUGACCAGCUUAUAUUUGAUUGGACAAAACUUUAAUACAAGAGAAUACUAUUUCAUUUUCAUUAUUUUUAAGUCAUUUCUACCUUGUAAAACUAGAAACUCCCCAUGAAUGGUGGGAUAAAAACAUACUUAUUUUUCUACAUGUUUCUGUAAAGAACCUAAUGUGGAUAAUAUUGCACAGAUUGUUGGCGUACAUGAAAUGUAUGCUAUCACUAUAUAUUAGUAUGCUGACAGAACUUUUUUAUGUUCUGUAUCUGAACCAUUCACAAAUAAUAUUAAUUGUCUAUUCUUUUGUCCUUCUGUAUUUUAAAUAAAGAUUGAUUGUUAAUAGCGCAUAAUUUCUUAACAUCUUAUGAUAAGCAAUAAUAUACAUAAACACAUACACAAGAAGAAGACAAGAAGCACUCUUAUUAAAUAGCAAAAAGUCAUAUAUAAUGAUAUAGAUUUUAUUACAGUAAUAGUUCCUUGUAAAAGCAGAUUUCUGUAGUAAAUUAAAGCACAAUGUGGAUUAAAGUAAAUUAACAUUUUUUGCUGUUAGUAGAAAAAGCUGAACAUUUUAUAUUUCAAUGAGAUACAGGAGAGAAUAGCGUGUACUCUUUAAGAUGGAGUAUCAUCAUGUAUUGCCCUUCUUUGAGAGAUGUCAUAAAAGGGAAAGCGUACAUGUGUGAGUAUGUCACAGAAAGUAUCUGUCUUGUGUUAUUGCUUUGAAGAUCUCUGCACAUUUAAGGAGCUGUGUGGCACUAAAUGGCGUACCUAAAAUGUUUACAGUUGUAAAAUAAUGUCAAGUAUGAUAGAAACUGCACAUACAACUUUAAAACUGUUCCAAUGAUUGUGACACAUAUGUAAAGCAAAACAAAAAUAAUGCAGUACAGCAAGAUAAAUUCAUUACACAAUGCUUGAGUCUCAAGCCUUAAAAUUACGCCAUUUUUGAAUGAUUUGGUAUAAUUUGUCUCCAGGGCAAUCUGUGUUCAUUACAUUGCGAUGUCCCUUCAGAAUAUAAUCUGACUUGAUAUAACCUUUCGAGACUCCACACUUUAUCAGACUUUGAGCAGCAUUUAGGGCGCUAGCAUUGGGAGCGCGCUCUGGGUGGGAAAAAAAAAUACACGUUAAAAAAUGAUGGAUAUAAACUGGGAUCAAAAAGUAUUAGUAUAGAUAGGAUACUUCAAAAUGGAAAUGAGGAGAUAGUUGAAGACAUAAAUAGCUAGAAAUAAACCAAUAAAAAUGGUUGUUCUGCUGAAAUCAAAAUAAAUAGCAUUUCUGUGUUAGAAGAAAUACAUGUUAUGUUUUAUAAACGUACAACAAGGUGUAGACAGAAAAGAGUAAAGACAUACGGUGAUAAACGGAGACUCUAUAAUAAUUUAUCCCAAAUGUGAUAGUAUGGCAUUACCCCAUUGUACCAACUUACUAGUGAACGAUCCAAUAAAGCAAAUUCCAAUGGAAAUUGGGUUGUACGAUUUUGCAUGAGCUCCGAGGUUUCUCCAGCCACGUCCUUCAUAUACACGGCCAUCUUCUCCAACCAGAAAGCUAAAUUAAUUUUGGAGUAUGAAAACAAAAAAUAUAUAAGUAUAUAUCAUUAUUUAUAUUAUAUAGUAAACUUCACAAUAGCUUAUUUCUUUGCUAAUUUUUUCACUGCCUGAAAACCCAUUCUAGGGAUGGAAUAUUUUCUUGUAGGUCUUCUCCAGCUUUUCAAUACACAGUCUCCCAUUUUUUCUCCCAUCUUCUCACCCAGAGAGACCAGAUGAGCCAAUCACUGGAUCUUUAAUUUUGACAUCAGAGCUAUAUAAAUAUAUCUUGGCAGGAUGUUGCCUCAAUGAACGAAUGGAGUGGAUUAAGAAGCCAUACUCUUAAGUCUUCAUUUAAUUGGUCUGGUUUAGCAAGCAGAAGAUAGAGAAAGUUGUGCAUUAGAGAUCUGUUCUACUAGAUGCAUUUUAGCAAACGGGAAUGAUCGGAACCAUUUAAAAUAAAGGAAAGGCAUAUUCCUGGGGGAAUUUUUCCUGCUCCUGCCCAAGGCUGGGGAUGCCCAUGCCAAUUGUCUUCUUUUAUCUAUCAUAUAUUUAAAUUCUACCCCCUUGACCUUCAAACUCAGGACAUUGUAGUUGCAAAGUUUUCCAGCUACCCACUUGAUUUUUUUUUGAAGACCUCUCUUUUUAAGCAGCUUACUUGUAUCCAAUGUCACACCAGCCUUGACUGCUCAUGUGAUAAUUCUGGACAUUCCUGGCUUGAGCAGAACAUGUAGACUGUGAGGAACAAAAUGCCCCCUCAGUGUGGUGGAUGACCACAUUUUUGACUGGAGUGGCUAAACGACUGCUGCAUUUGGCAGCCUUUCCUCCCCAUGCUGACUUGGACAUGAUGGUGGGACAUCCUGGUUAAAAUAGAGAGAAAAGGAGAAUUCAGUUCAAGAACCAUACCUCUUUUAUUUGGUACCAGGGCGGAACUGCUGGUUGAUACUACACGCUGAACUGUAAUAUGUUUUAUCUGUGUAUUGCUCAACCCUCUUUGUGCCUCUAUAUACACUCACCCUUUGUGAGUCUCUUAAUUCUUCCUUUCCUCCUUGUGUGUUGCUUGACCCCAUUUACCUCCUUGUGUGUCUUUUAACCCACCAAUACUUCUUGCUUUGUGUUCCUCUCAUAAUUGUACACUAUUGGCGACAGAUGACAGUUACAAAGAGAUGUUUCUCAUUCUCGUGUUUUAGUGAAUCUCUUACUUAUUUCCUGGUUAACACCCCAUUCACAGUGUUUAACUCCCUGUCCUAUCUACUAAACUGUGAUGUAUUUAAAGCACUUACCAUGCGUAAGAGCACAGAAGGCCGACAGAAGGAUAACGAGGAGUUUCAUGUUAAGUUUUCAGAUUGCACGUCAGAUACCUGGAAUCAGAAUUAUUUCAAAGCUCAAAAAUCCUUUGUUAUGAGUGUUUGCACUACAUAUCUGUAGUCAAAUAUGUACCUAGACUACUUCUUUCAUAACCCAUUUAAGACAAAAAAAAAACAGCAGGAAGAAGUAUUAGGCGAUGUGGACCUUGGAAAGAGUUUAGAUUUUAGUAGAGGGUACAGCGCAGUGUGUGAGUACUCUGCAGAUUUCACAAUGCAGUACCCCUCCCUGGCCCAAGCUAAGUAAGAGGAGGGGGAAACAAACAGAAUUUUUUAAAUGUUCCCAAUGCACAGAACAGCCCCUGAAACUCACAACAGCUACUAUUACCCCCAACACACACUUCAACCCAUGUCAUCCCCAACACACAAUUCAGUCCUAUGCCCACCAACACUCACACAACUGUUCCUAUUACACCUUACGCACACACUAAAGCCCCUAUUCAACAUGCACAUUUAUACUACAACCUCUAUUCUCCCACAAAUAUGCAAUCCAGUCUAACCUCCCCAUCACACAAUACAGCCCUUAUUUCCACAUACACUCUACAGCCCCUUUCCCCCAAAACAAAACUCUACAGACCCCAUAACCCCAAACAUACACAUAACCUAGUCCCCAUCCAACCCAUAACCACAACCCUAUCCCUCCCAAAACACACCCUAGCACCCCCUAUCUAUCAACACACACUAUAAUCCUCAAAUAAAAUCCUUACAGAGCUUAUCUUCCCACACGUCCUAGAGCUCCGAUCCCCUCGGGCCCUUAUCUAUCCAAAUAACACCAUCACCUUAAACACACACUAUAGUCCACAUACAGCCACUGGUAAGAGGAGCAGGUUAGACUGGUGUCAGGCUUGAGGACCAGAGAUGUCCUGCCUUACCAUUUGUCCCUGUCCACAAGGGCUCUGAGAGGCAACCUCCAGGAGUUCUUCUACCAGUUUUUUUACUUCUUCCACAACCCUCAGCCAGUUCUCCGAUCAGAUAGCUCUUUUAUAUCUCUCUCCCAAACACCACACAAAACUUAGUGAAGGGAAAAACAAAGUGUAUUUUAUUGAUGUUUAUAUAGGGAAACCCGAGGGGAAACCCAAGGGGAGGAUAAAGCAUAACAACCAAUAAUAGGUACAGGACUUUGGAAAGUAACCAAUAACAAUGACCGGUUUAGUUACAUUGCACCCACCCCUGGUGCCAGAGUGUCUGAGCAUCACUAACUUAAUCAAAGUGACAAGCUGUACUGAUUGAAUUAAACUUGCACACAAAACAUCUCCACACUUCUAAAACAAAACAGAGAUUGUAGAAUAUAACAUUUACACACCAUUAACCCUUUAUAUGUCCACUUGUUCUGUUAGUUCCACAGAGGGCCCAUAGUCUCUGGGUAAGAAUCUAGCACACAAGCUUUUCUGCAAGGUUCUCUUACACCACUAUUAACAUGCACACACAUACAACACCACAAACAGCACAUGCACAGACACAACCCCACCACAGACAUCCCCCUACACAUUCAACCAGUUGAGUUUGGUCAAAAACACCUUGGGCUUGAGCCCACAAAUAAUUUGGUGACUCCUUCCUAAAGCCACGUUGUGGACUUGUUUUCAACCUAUAUUGUAUGUAUGUAAGCCAAUAUGUUCCAUGUCAUCAGAUUCACAUAUUCAUAUGAAUUAUUUUACUAUAUUUCUCAACACACAUCUUAGCACAUGUCUGGAAUGAAAAUUGGAUUUAAAAUUUUAUAGUAAAAUAUUAUAGCAAUAUUGCCAUAAUUACGGAGAUAUCUUGUUGAUCAAAGGAUAAAACUGCUUCACACUCUGGCAUUAUUAUUUUUUGUACAGCCAAAUAUUGCAUAUGUUUUUGAAUUGUGAAACAAAGUACCUGUCACAUAUGCAUUAACAGAGCCAGAUUACCUACACUCCCUGGUGGACUCUGGUUGUGAGGGGACCCUGUUUGAGCCCUGGGCAACCUUAAUCGGACUCUGUGCACUAAACGGGAAUUGCACAUAUUUCGUAAAAAAAAAAAAAACAAGCAGAAAAAUCCAUAUUUUCCAAGUUUUCCCCACCUUGGAGGUACAGUUACUAUUUCUGGCCCAAUUUCCAAUCUUUUCUAUUGUAAUGUCCCUCUUUCCUUAAGCUUCACAUUAUUGACCAGGCUAAAUUUAUGCCAGAGCUCCACAGCAAUACAUCCUCUGGGUCCCCCUCCCGCCGGGCUGGAUGGAGAGGAAGGGGUUAAACUUACCUCUUUCUCCAGCGCCGGGCGGGGAGCUCUCCUCCUCCUAUCCUCCCUCUUCUCCUCCUCUUCGGCUGAAUGCGCAUGUGCGGCAGGAGCCGCGUGCUCAUUCAGCCGCGCGCGCAUUCAGCCAGUCCAUAGGAAAGCAUUCACUGAUUUUCACAGUGAGAAACGCGGAAGCCCUCUAGCAGCUGUCAAUGAGACAGCCACUAGAGGCUAGAUUAACCCUAACAUAAACAUAGCAGUUUCUCUGAAACUGCUAUGUUUAUAGGAAAAAGGGUUAAACCUAGCUGGACCUGGCACCCAGACCACCUCAUUAAGCUGAAGUGGUCUGGGUGCCUAUAGUGGUCCUUUAAACAACAAUAAAUGCGAUUUGAAAUCAGUCUGUGUAAAUAAGUUACAUUGUUCUAAUUCUAAAUCACUUUUUAGUUGUGUAACUAGUCUUUGGUCAGUGACCAAAAAUAUCUCAGAACAGCUCGCCCCUGGCCACACCGCUACUCACACCGCAAAAAUGAAAAGUGUCCUCUUUGUCCAUCUGAAAUGUUGUGAGGUAUGAAAAUAGCUUAGAGAUUUAUGCAAGUUUAGCCUAAAAUAUGAAAUCCCCAGGUUAGUUCCCAACAGUUCCCAGUUUAGUGAAUGGCCAGCUGGUUCAAAGCAGAAGUUAAAUCAUUAAGUCCAGAGAUUCAUUCUCUGCUGAUCUCCUUGACACUCACCUUUGCUACUGUAAACUUGAUGAAGACAACAAAUCCCAUUCCUUGCUGUUUAUAUAUGCUCUGUCUCUGGGUGGGAAGAGAUUCACACUUUCAGUUACUGUUUCCUUCAGGGCGUAGCACAGGAUAAUGUUGAAAGAUCUUAUGUAACCUUAUUGAGUGUUUCAGUUUUUAAUUGCUGUCAACUUGAAGACCAGAGACCGACUCAUGUAGUGGUAUGUUGAUUGCAUGAAAUUAAAUAAUUUGCUACGUCAAAACACAGUCAGCAAAUUGCACUCAGCCAAUUUUUGAGCGUCUGUGCAUAGAAAUAUUCACAUAAUUGGCAUUAGACAGUCCAGCUCGGAAUUUAUCUAAUACGUAAUGGAAUGUAGAAGGCGAAGCAAGGUUGGUUGAGGUGUGCCAAAACCAACGUACGAGUAGGCCUGUAAAAAGAGGGCCCACAAAGGUAAAUUGUUUAAUAUAGAUGGGUGUAGGUGGGUGGGGACAAACAGCUUGCACGACAAAGGUAAAUGGGGGGUAGGGUUUAAAUAGGAUCAUAACUCCUCCCACAAAUUCAGGCCAAAUGGCCUUACAACUUGUACCUGGAAUUGAUCUAAUACGUAAUGGAAUGUAGAACGGGAAGCAAGGUUGGUUGAAGUGUGCCGAAACCAACGUACGAGUAGGCCUGUAAAAAGAGGGCAAAAGAGAAUUCAAAGAAACAUACUUUAUUGCAAGUUUAUACAGCUUGUGUACUGAAAGCUAGUAAGGAGCUUUUACUCUGAUUGAGGUAUAUAUGUAACUGAGCUGAGGAUUACCUGUGGCCCCAUCAUUUAGUGAUGUAGACUGGGGUGUAAGAGCUCGAAGCUGCUGAUGCAGCUUUUUUGCGAAAAAGAGAGACCGGCGAAGGAAGCCAUGAUGUAGCUUACCUUAAUGGAAGGUAUAGAUGUGAAGUAAUGGGUUAGUACUGAUAGUGUGUGGCUACGUAAAACGGAGUGACAGCAUAGGAGGUAUAAAUAAGAUGCUUGAAUUUGUAGGCUUAGGGAAAGAGGCAAAAAGUACAAUAGGUUAACUGCCAAAGUCUUAAAUCGAGCAAACUCUACUUGUGACAAUCAACAAUAUACAAAGCCCUGGCGUGCGUGAUAGAGUAGUUGUGAAACUGCGUGAAGCGUGCAUACCUGUACGAGGUGUAAUUGUGUAAAUUUAGUCCAAGAUUAUCUCAUGGAAAGGUGGUAUCCUGGAUGGUAUGUAUUGGGUCGCAGGGAGUGCCUGAAAAAAGACCUUAAACUGAGCGUGAAAGAGCGUCAGCGACUGUGUUGUGGACACCAGGAAUGUAAAAGCAGACUAAAAAGAGCUGAGAGGUUGCUGCCAGCCUAGCCAGCCUGUGAAUCAGCCACAAAAUGGCUAGCCAGGAUGGCCACCCGAACGUAGGCCAGGUGCCAUGGUGAAGGGUGAAUAGGUAGUAGAUUAAAGGCGUUGGACAAGUCAGUCUUGCUCAACCAAGCCAAACUACUUGCUGAAGUGAUAGUUUGUAUGGCAUGGUCGAUUUGCGUAGUGCAGUGAGAACUCCAUAGCUGGGAAUGGAUGUAGAGUGCGGUGCGGAAGAGGGCUAUAAUCAGACGUAUUAUAGAGUAUAGUGAACGGCUACCUCGAUGGGAAUGGUACGCCAAGAUGAGAAGUGUGAAGACCGGAAGGAGGCGAUCGUGAAACCAGCGUAUGACUGCUGUGGACAGAAGGUGGUCCACCGUAAGAGGGUCAAUGGGUGCAGAUAAUAGGAUAGGGCAUACGAGUGUACCUGUGGGAAUGGUGAAAAGGCCCGUUUGAACCCCUGUGAGAAACCCGGCACCAGCAUCUACCAGAUGCCUACCUGGGUGUAAAUGCAGAUAGUAUUCCAGGAUAUCAAUGUUAACCUUAGUUGGGCGUAUCUUAGGUGACAGAUGGUCUGCGUAUGUGAACUAGGUGGGUUCUGGAGCAGAUGUGCAAAAUCCUGCAUGUAGUGAAAUAGCCUACCCCAGUAUUAAAGUAAUGGUGCACCGUAGCCUUCCCCAGAAAUGAAACGGUCAGCCCAGCUUGACCCUCAGGCCGCCUCCCUGACUAGUGCGUGGGGUGAAAGAGUGGUGAGUCGUGGUCUGGCUGUUUAGGACUACUGAAAUGUCAUCAUGAAUAUAAUCUUUGCACUGUAGGGUGUCUUGUGAAGUUAAGUAGUGAUGUUAGUUUAGCGUCCUUUCCAAUGAGAAUUACCUUCUCCAUGGAAAUUGUAACAGAGUGGGCCAGUGAGACGUAUGGAGUAGUGAUCGUGGUGGUGGGGGACGGGGAGGGAGUAUUUAGUUAGGAUAGCUAAGGCCAGCGCCUAACCCUCAAUGCCAGUUCUCUAGCCUCAUGCGGCUCAUCUCUUAGAAUGGUGUAAUAUAGCAUAUGUAGAUACUUAACCUUGAGUGUUUGUCCUCUUUCUUUGGGAGAUGCGCAGGAAGAUUACAAUAUAUUCUUGCUUCUGCAGGGAACGGGCCCGGACCGGGAAACCUCGGGGGAAAAAGAUGCUAGUGGGCCUGAGCCGUGCCACUGGUAUAAUGAGUGUAAAAAUGUUGAACGUAUGGGUAGGUGUGUAUCAGAGAUACCGUAACAUAAGAAUUUGGGUAAGCUGAGGGACCUGAACGUUGGUCCGUAAAUUAGAGACAAGCCCCUGGGGUCCUCCAAAUGUGAAUUUUUUGAAUGAUACAAAGGCGAAGUGAGGCCUUAAGGAGAAACGUAGUCGUAAUGAGUAAGAUUACCAAUACCUGAUACUGCAAUGCAGGGAACCAGGUAGCCUGUAGGUUGUCGCUGGCGUAGGACUUGGCAAGCUGCGGUAAUGACAUAGAUCUAAGUAAUGAUAUGUAGAAAUGAAUGACAAAACAUGUACCGUUAAAUAUAGUAGUAAUACCAUGGAUUAUGAUUAUGAGAUUGUUGUUGACAUUUUGUGAGGAAUCUUAGACCAGGUACGUCACGUUUAGAACCCACUUUCAGAGGUGGGGGGUUGUAUGAGGCCGUGGAGGCUGAAUGAGGCCUCAAGGGAAAACGUAAAAUGGUAAACCUUCUUAACUGUUACCUAAAUGCGGGAUACUGGAUACCUCUUCCUGGAGCUCUCUGUGAAGAAAAGUAUAAGUAGUAGCAAGGUGCUGUAGGUUUGUGUGAUUUGAUGUUUUAAGCGCCGUGAGGAAUCUUAGAUCUGGCCCGUUAGAAGUUUAGAACCCACUUUGGGAGGUGGGGAGAAUGAGGCCGUGGAGGCUGAAUGAGGCCUCGAGGGAAAAGAGAAUUGGUAAACCUACUUACCUAAUACAGUAAUACAGGGUACUGGGAUACCACUUCUUGAAGACUGUUUGGAGGAAAGUGGAGGUGUAUUUUAUACGUAAAUUAUAAAAGAAAGUGGCCAAACUGUGCCUUUAACCCCUUAAGGACACAUGACAUGUGUGACAUGUCAUGAUUCCCUUUUAUUCCAGAAGUUUGGUCCUUAAGGGGUUAAGAAGAUUACCCUGUGAAAAAUAGGUGUCCCACAAUUAUGUGACCAUGGACGGGAAAUUUGUAAAACACAUAUUUUUUUAACCAGUGGUGACUUUAAGAGCCAUAUAAUAAACGUAACAUCAUAUAGGAAAAUUAAUGUGAGUGCUUGGUAUAAGUAAGAGACAUAACUAAAUAUAUUAACAGUAGAUUAGUAAAUUUAAACACUGUAGCCCCUUGCGUUCAGUUAACCGAAUGAACAAAAGUACUAUAAAUAGAAAGAACUCUCGCAUUCGGUAAAUGGAACAUACGAAAAGAUUUAAACGAAAGCCAAUUGAAUAAUCAGCUGCAGGUUGUAACGUGUAAAUUGACGAAAGGUUGCACGAAAAAGCCGUUUGAACGCGUUCGACUGAACAAACGUACAAAAGAACAGACAAACUUAGGGCAAGUAUGCACAUACGGUACAUAGAAUUAAACGAAAGUAAACAAAAGCAUGUGUAUUCCGCGUUCGGCUGUUAGCCGCACAAACUCGGAAAUACACGAACAGCGUAAUAGCACGAACAGGUAAGUAAUGAAGGGAGCCUAUCCCCGCAUUUUUAGGCCUUAACGUGGGAAAUAGCUGAAUGCUAUUUCCCACGUUAUGCUUACGUGGACGUGCCGGUCUCGUGACUGGAAGCCGGGUAGCGAGUAGGGAAGUCGGGUCGAAGCCAGUGAACAGGCACGGAAGACAGAGACAGGAGCUGCUAGCGACGGACUGUUUGCUGGAGACUGACUUUGGCGGGAACAACGGACCGGAACAGCUGGCACGACAAAGGUAAGUAGGGGGGUAGGGUUUAAAUAGGAUCAUAACUCCUCCCACAUAUUCAGGCCAAAUGGCCUUCCAACAUAUAAAAAGAGACAGGAACAUGCAGGUAGAGAUUUCUAAAUAUCUCUUUCUAAAUUCAGACAUCAUAAUAUUGAAAGAAUAUACUCUGUGCUUAUCUGUCAUGGAGCUCUGUAGAUGUUAUGUUGACUUGCUCAUCCUGUCGCCAUCUCAGGCUAUAUUCUUUAUCUUACUGCCAUUGUUUUGACAACUUACCUCUGGUCUACCAGGACACAAUGGUCAUAGUUUAUAUAUUUUCUUGUGUGGCCAUGUAGGUUCACAGACAAGGAGUUAAUUUGUGAAUUAAUUUUAAACUGAGUUAAUUUUUUUUUUUUUAAAUGUAGGUGUUUUUUUUCUUUGGUUUAUUUAUUUAUUUAUUUUCAGUGCCGCAGUCUCGCUUUUCUUGUUCCACUGCUGUCAGCACAAGACAAGUGUUAGCUUGCUUCUUGUGUUUCAGCACACAGCAAACAGUCCUCUUUCCUGUGAUGCCCAGUGGGUACUCAAUAAAGGCUCUACUGCAUUUUCCAUUUUUUAAUUUCACAUGGUUAUUGUUGAGCUGCACAUGAAAUGCGUUGCCCUGCUUGACCUCAUAUGUCAAGGGUCUUUUAGAACUGUGUCACUUUGCAUGUGAAUACAAAUAGUUAAUUCCCUUUUUCUUUCUUUCAUUCAUUCUUUUUUUUUUGAGGAUAAUCUGUAUAAUAAAAUAGUCAAUUGUGAGAUCUUUUAGCCUAGAUCUUUUUUCCAGGGUAUUUACUUUGUCAAGUGUAUAGCAAUAUCUUCUGCGAUACAAUUGCCAUUCAUUAAUAACACUAUAUUUUUUGAUCUAAUGUUUUGUGUAAUGUCCCCAGUCCAAUCUUCGUUACGUUCCUUACAUAUCGAUAAGAAAUGUCAGAUGGUGAUUAUUAACGUUCUAAUGCUAUCGGUGUAGAUAAUAUUUUAAACAUUCUAGACAGGAAGCUUAUUGUCUACAAUAGCCUUUUCAAUCCAAUAAACUUGCAAAACUGAAAAUGUAAUGUUUAUUCUUCUUAAUGAUUAAUAACAUUUCAUUUUGUUUUUAAUUUCUUUCAGGAAUUUUUUUUUUUUUAAAUCUAAAAUUCGUGAUCAUGUAUUCUCAGACUCAUGGUAAGAUAGUUUUAUUUUCUUUUAGCUUAGAACUGACAAUUUUAUUUUUUAUUUAGAAAUUAUAUUGUAAAAUUAAAAUAAAUUACAAUGCUUGAAGUAUGGUGCCUACACUGUGGUUUAGUAUGUCUUUCAUCUGAAUUAUAAGUCUUCUGGAUAUGUAACUCACACUUAUCUAUGCCGGCUGUCCAACUCACCUGACAUCUUGUUGGCGUUUAUCAUGGUAAGUUCUAGAUUUAUUCUGUGAUUGCUACCAGAACCACUGCAGAUUUACGAUAAUUAUGUUAUUGUAACUCACACUCAUUAACGCCAGCCAAAAAUUAUUUGGAAGAUCAAAGUGCUGGUUUUGAUUAAUUGAAGUUACAGUCUUUGCCGUCUUGUGCCUCCACCAUAGUUCUUUGUGUCUUUUCCACCAUAUCCAAAGUGAAGGCACAAGGAUUCUGGUAUUAUAAUAUCAUCUUUCCUACACUGACACUGUGACCCUCUAGAAAAUAUUAGCGCUUUGCUAUUUUGGAGUUAUAGCCCAAAAAGUAUUGGGCAUCUUCUGUGGGUCAUUAUGUUUGCCAUCUGAGCCACAGUGGAAACCUAAGGCAUUUAGAAUUGUAAUUUUUACUCAUCAGUGUAAGCAAUGGGUUUUGAUGGAUACAUUUCUGCAUUUGAUAAGUGUAAUUUACAAUUCCGAAAAGUCUUGCACGUACACUGUGCUUUAUUGUGUCUUCCUCCACAGCCAUAUUGUAGGCACAGGGCUUCUGGGAAUAUAACUUAUAUUCAUCGAGGCUAGCACAGGAUAAAAGGUAUCAUAGUGCAGACUAAGUUGGGUAGGAGUAAAAGUUACAGAGUGCUCGUGCUACAAUUGGCUCAGGAGGAAAACACAAUAAACAACUUCAGGGCAUUUUUCUCCAACUCAUUAAUUCCAUGACUGAUGGCGAUUUGUCACAUUGCUGACUUCGAAAUGUCGAAGUCUAUUUAGUGCCUCCGCUAUUGUUCAAUGAGUUUUCAAUCUUUGACAUAGUGUAGUCACAAAGCUUCUGUGACUGUAACUCUAACUCUUCAAUACUUUUACAGGAUUCUAGUGUUCACAGUCCUGGAUUUGAUGAAUAGGAGUAAUAGUUACACCAGUCUUAUGCCUCUACUGUGGCUCACUGUGUUUGCCCUUUAAACACAAUAACACGUUCCUGUUUGUUUUAUCACGUAAAAGCAAACUGCAAACCCUCCCCCAUCUGCCAAAAAACAAAUUAUGUAAAUAUAUAUGUAAUUAUUUAAAAAUAAAGUACAAAUGAUUUAGCUAAAAUCGUAAUCAAUAAUUAUAAGUAAUAAAAAUAAAUAUUCUAUUUUAAUUGGUUUAUUUAAAUUUAAACUUUAAAUUAUUUAAAUUAAAUUACAAUUAAAAGUUUAAUUAUACUUCGAUAUGCUACUGGAUGAGUGACAUUUUGGAAGGUGUAUUCUUUGCGAAGUGAAACAAAGAGUGUAUUUAUCUUAACAAGUACUGUAAGUGUUGGAUGUCUGUAGUUGCUCUGGAUGUCGAUGGAUCAAGUCUUUGAACUUUCUUUUUAAUCAAUAUUUUAAGGAAAUAAGAUGGAAUGUGACUAACAAAAGGAACUCUUCAAACAUCUUCAACCGGACAUUGCAAAUAGUCAUAUUGUUUCAGUUGCGUUGGGCUUUGCCCAGACAUAGAACUUCGAGGUCUCUGUUAAGUCUGUAUAGGAUUGGGAAAGUGUCACCUAGGCACAAAGUCAAUUGUUUCCAAAGACGUUUGUCUGUUUGCAUUGUGGUGUCAUCGUGGCCCUCCGAGGAACAUAACCACUACAUUGCUUGUUAUUGCUUGUGGUGCUUCAAGUCCUUCUCAAAAAAACAAAAAACACUUCAAGAAGUUUUUUAUACUACCUAGAGUCCAUAGUAAGCUAGGACUAUUGUGUAAUGGUAUGAAAAUUAUUUUUCUGGGUCUGUUGCUUGAUGUAUAUUUGUUUAUGUAUUUAAACACACUGUUUCCACCACAAGAAUUAAUUAUGAUGCCUUGAGUGUCCCUUAAACAAUUGUUAUUUAAAUAACUUGUUGUUGUUUUUUCAUUAAAACGUUAUUGUUGAAAAAAAUUGUAGUAUUAUAAUUAAUAAAUGUUUGUUAGCACACAUAAUUGUAUCAUUAUUAAUCUAAUUAUUACAUAAUUCUUUUUCAGUUUUGUAAAUUGAAGUCCUUGUUUGUCUCAGAGGUUUCAUCUUAUAACUUCUAGACACAUUAUUGUACAGCAACAGUUACACUUCAAAUCCCACAGAGAUACAUACUGACAGGUACAUAAUGAACAAAAAAAUAAAUAAAUAAAUAAAUAUAUAUAUAUAUAUAUAUAUAUAUAUAUAUAUAUAUAUAUAUAUAUAUAAUUGCCAGGUUAAAAAAAAUUCUAGAUUAAAAAAAUAAUAAUAAAAAAUAAAAAAUAAAAAUAAAUAAAUAUAUAUAUAUACAUAAUGCACGUGGAUCCAGUACUCCCUCUCUCGGUCUUGUCCUUGUCUGUGUGCAAAUCACUUAUGCCAAAAUAUAAGUAUCAAGGCAGGUGCACUCACAGGACUUUGUAGAUAAAUCUUAAAGCUUUAUUGUGCAAUCAUAAACCAGAAAUUGUGUCAACGUUUCAGUCCUCUAUGGGACUUUUCAUAACGGCACAAUGUUUUCAUAACAGCACAAUAAUUUUCAACAAUCGGUUUUAAAACCAACAUUUUUUUUAGAUAAAAUGAUAUGUGAAAAAACUAAAGUACUAAAAACAAGAAACAUAAACUGCGUAAUAGUGAACAAUUUUGUAAAUGUACACCAAUGCCAAUGCAAACAGAUCAGUGUCUACUACACUAAGUCAACUACAUUGGGCUAUUCAGCUGCAUAUCAUAAUCCCAUAUGUUAUCCGACCAGGAAAAUAAAACUGAAUCCAUUUCACUGUGCAUAAUGGAGUCCAAGGUAUCCAUAUUACCAUCUUGUGAAAGACCUAUAGGCAGUCUUUCUGUAGUCAGAGAAAAACAAUGUAUUUAAAAAAAAAAAUACAGUUAUAUAGGAUAUGAUUGUAUAUAGCACAUUGAAGAGAAAACGAUAAUCUGUGUGUCUUUUUCUCUUCCUAAGCAACUCUGUGUGCCUCUCCCCCAGCCCCUAUGUGUCUCACCUUCCCAGCUCCUGUGUCUCUUAUUCUCCCCCCAAGAUCCUGUGUGUCUCUUUCUUUCCCUAGCCACUCUAUUUCUUUUAAAAGUAUUCUUCCACAAAGUGCAGCUUAGUUAUAGGGGCACACUAGUACAGCCCACAUUUUUGUUUCUCCCCCCCCCUCCCCACCCCCCCUAAGUCCCUCUGUGUUUCUUUUUCUCCCCUACAUGCCCCUCUGUGUGUCUCACCCCUCAGCUCCUGUGUGUCUCAUUCUUCCCCUAAACACCCUGUGUGUCUCUUUCACCCCCAGCUUUCUCUGUGUUUCUUUCCCUCCCAGACUCCUCUGUGUGUUGAUACAUAAUAACGGUGUCUGGAUUGCAUUAGCCUGUUAUUUGUGCCAACUUUUAUUAAAUGCAUUUAUCGGAAAUAAGACUCAGAACGUUUCCUAAACACCAUAUUUUGUUAGCAAUGUGUGGCUAUUUGCUAAUGGUGCAAUUUAUCCCAUGUUCAAAUGCUACACAACUAAAAACAUAAUGUAAUUUGCCUUUCGUAGGUAUACCAGAUCUUGCCAAACUUGUAAUACACUUAGUUCUAUAGAGAAGAAUAUCCCAGAACCUAGGAAUGAAUACAUGUCCGAAACGCAGACAGAAACCAGGAAACCUGAAUCGGAUUCCCAACUUAGUCAAACCGAGCAAAGAGAGGCUAACGGGUGAACUUGUGAAGAUGAGCUAUGGAACACAAAGAAGAAAAAAAUGUCAAAAGUUGAAAAGCACGUCCAACCAAAAAGUAUGCUAUAAAAUGCUAUAAAAUUGGGUAAAGGUCUAAAAGCAGACAAGACAUUAAGAAACAGUUUCCAUGUACAGAUUGCGGCAAAACAUUUACUCGUAGGUCAUCUUUAAUUACACACCACCGAAUCCACACGGGAGAGAAACCAUAUGUUUGCAUUGAGUGUGAGAAAGGAUUCACUGACAGCUCAAAUCUUGUCAAACACCAGCGAACACACACAGGAGAGAGGCCAUACGCAUGCACAGACUGUGAUAAAACCUUCACUGAUAGCUCACACCUUAUUGCCCACCAGAGAGCACACACAGGGAAGCGACCGUAUGUAUGCAGUGACUGUGAAAAGAGCUUUACACUUGUUUCAAAGCUUGUUACUCACCAGAGGGCUCACACUGGGGAGAGACCGUAUGGAUGCACAGAGUGUGGAAAGCGAUUUUCUCGCAGCUCACAUCUAAUCACACACCAGAGGGCCCACAGAGGUGAGAGGCCAUAUUCUUGUUCAGAGUGUGAGAGAGAAUUCACACACAUUUCUAAUCUCAUUAAUUGAUAAUAUUAAUUAUCUAUUCUUUAUUCCAUCUGUGGUUUAAAGAUUGAUAACUAAUGGAGAACACACAUUAUCAUAACAUGCUAUGAUAAGCAAUAAUAUAUACAAAAAAGAAGCAGUGUCUAAAAUAACAAAAAAGUCAUAUAAAAUGAUAUGUAUUUUAUUAUAUAAAUAUUUCCUCGUAAAAGCAGGUUUCUAUAGUAAACUAAAAGCACAACGUGGAUUAAAGUAGAUUAACAUUUUUUAGCAUUUGCUGUUAGAAGAAAAAGCUGAAAAUUAUUUUUGCACAACAAGAAUCACAUUAAUUGAUAGUGUAUUCUUAGUGUAUUAUUUAAGAUAGAGUAUCAUCAUGUCACCAUUUUUUGAGAGAGGUCAUCAAAACUAAAGCAUACAUGUGUGUGAGCAUCGCACAGUAAGGAUGUCUUGUGUUAUUGCUUUGAAGGUCUCUGCACAUGCACAGAGCUGUUUAGCAAAAAAUAGCAUUCCUACAGCAUGUCAACAAGUAUAAAAUGAUGGCAAGUAUGAAAGAAAUUGCAAAUGCAACUUUAAAAAUUCCACUGAUUAUGACACGUAUAAAGCAAAAAAAAUUUAAUUAAUUGCACAAUGCUUGAGUCUUAAGCCUUAAAAUUGCUCCAUUUUUGAAUGAUUGCGUAUAAUUUGGCUCCAGGGCAUUCUGUGCUCCCUACAUUGCGAUGUCCCUUCACAGUAUAACUUGAACUGAUAUAACCUCCCGAGACACCGCACCUUAUCAGACUUUGAGCAGCAUUUAGGGCGCUAGCACUGGGAGCACGGUCUGGAGGGAAGAAAUGUUAAAAAAAAAAAAAUUAAAAAAUGAUGGAUAUAAAAAGAUAGAUUAAGAUAUAAAAUAGCUAUGAAAAGACUAAUAAAAAUGGUUGUCUAGCUGAAAUCAAAAUAAAUACAAUUUCUGUGUUAGAACAAAUGCAUACCAUGUUUUUAAAACAUACAAGGUCAAAUCAGAAUAGAAUAACAUGAUAAACGGAGACUUUAUAAUAAUUUAUCCAAAAGGUGUUAUUAUUUAACCAGGGCCUGUAUGACAGAAAAAUGCAUUCACUCAAUAAUAAUAUUUUAUCUUAUUGUUUUUUCUAAUCGUACCCCACUCUACCAACUUACUAGUGAAUGUUCCAAUAAAGCUGAUUCCAAUGGAAAUUGAGUUGUACGGUGGAGCAUGAACUCCAAUGUUUUUCCAGCCACGUCCUUCAUAUACUUGGCCAUCUUCCCCAACUAGGAAGCUAAAUUUAGAAGUAUAAAAAAUAAAUAUAUAAGUAUAUAUCAUCAUUUAUAUAAAUUAUUACAUUUCAAAAAAAGUCGAUGUCUUUGCUAUUCUUUCUGCUGAUUGUAAAACCCUUUCUAGAGAUGGAAUCUCUUCUUUUAGGUCUUCUCGCUCUUUGCAAUAAAAAGAAAAAUAGUCUCCAAUUUCUUUCCCCAUCUCCUCAUCCAGGGAGACAAGCUGAGCCAAUUACUGGCUCUUUAAUUUAGACAUCAGAGGUAACAAAUAUAUCUUAGCAGUAUGUUGCAUCAAAUAAUAAACGCACUGGAUUAAGAAAUCAUACUCUGAAGUCUUCAGUUAAUUUGGCUGGUUUUGCAUUAGAGAUCUGUUCUAUUGAGUGCAUUCUAGCAAAUAGCACUGAUUAUCGGGGUGGGGGAACCAUAAUGUGUAUAGGCACUGUCACUCAUAGGGACACAUUUAAAUUAAAGGAAAGGCAAAUUCUGUGGGGAGGGGGAGCUUGCCUCCUCUUGCCUAAGGCUGCAGAUUCCCAUGCCAAUUGUCCUCUUUUAUCUACUAUAUCUUAUAUCAUAUCCCCAUUGACCUCCAAUCACAGGACAUUGUAGUUGCAAAGUUUUCCCGUUGCCCAAUUAAGUUUUUUUUUGAAGACCUCUCUUUUUAAGCAGCUUACUUGUAUCCAAUGUCACACCAGCCUUGAUUGUUCAUGUGAUGUUUCUGGGCAAUCCUGGCUUGAGCAGAACAUGUAGACUGUGAGGAACAAAAUGCCCCCGCAGUGUGGUGGAUGAUCACAAAUUUGACUGGUCUGGGUAAACGAUUGCUGCUGCAUUUGGCAGCCUUCCCUCCCCAUGCUGACUUGGAUAAUAUGGUGGGACAUCCUUGUAAAAAUGGAGAGAAAUGGAGAGUUCAGUGCCAGAUACCUAGGUUAUUUAGUACAUGGGUGGAACUGCAGGUUUAUACCCCGCACUAAAAUGUAAUUUUUCGCUGUAUGUUCCUCCACCCUUAUUGAGCCUCUACGCUUAACCCCACUUUCCUCCUUGUGUGUCUUAAAACACCAACUACCCCUUGCUUUUUGCUCCUCCCUCCCGCCUGUGACCCGGGGAGGAGUACCGACUCUCCCAAUUGUACGCUACUAUAGAGAACCACAAAGAGAUGUUUCUCAUAGUGUAUAGUGUAUUUUUAACCUGUGUCCUGUUUGCCUGGUUAACGCCCAAAUUCACAGUGUUUUGUUUAACUCCCAGUCCUAUCUACUAAACUGUGAUGUAUUUAAAGCACUUACCAUGCGUUAUGGCACAGAAAGCCAACAGAAGGAUAACGAGUUUCAUGGUUUAGUUUUCAGAUAACACAUCAGAUACCUGGAAUCAAAAUUAAUUCACAGGUCAAAAAUGCUUUGUUAGGAGUGUUUGUGCUUCACAUGUGCUGUCAAAUAUGUACACAGACUACUCCCAUAAACCCAUUUAAGACCAAAAAAAGACAUCAGGAAGAAGUUAUAGGAGAGCCCAUUAUAAAACUUUAGAUUUUAGUAGAGGGUACAGGGCAGUGUGUGAAUACUCUGCAGAUUUUACAAUGGACUCAGGGCUGCAUUUCCCAUAAGACAACCAGUGUAGGGGGUUUGCAGUCUACAUCCCAGGAGGGUACAAACUACAUGUAUUGCUCCUGUGAAUGUUGCCACAGGAUUCCAUGGCAAUUCUUGGCCAGAAAGAUAUAGUGGUCUGCAGAGCAGAAGAUGCACCCACUGGACCACCAGGGUUUAGUAUUCACCCCUCCAUGGCCUAAGGCAAGCAAGAGGGAGGGGGAAUAAACUGAAUUUUUUACAUUUCCCCAAUGCACAGAACAGCCCUUCCAACUCACAACAGCUACUAUUACACUACAGCCCAUGUCAUCCAACCAACACGUUAUAAACCCCAAACCCCAUCCAACACUCACACAACUGUCACUAUCACCCCCCCACACACACACUAAAGCCCCUAUUCUCCAUGCACAUAUAUACUACAACUCCUUUUCUCCCACACGUAUAUCAUAAAGCCCUAAUCCCCCCUCAUAACACAAUACAGUCCUUAUUCCCCCAUAGCUCUUACAGCCCCUACAGCCCAAAACAAUCCUUACAGACCCCAUCGCCCAAAACAUACCCUACAUCCUCCAUUUCCGAAACAUACCCCAUACCCUACAGUCUCUAUCUAACCCAUAACUACAACCCUAUCCCUCCCAAACACACCCUACAGCCCCCAUUUCCCAAAACAAAAUCUACAGACCCCUUCCUCCCACACAUCCUAGAGCUCCCAUCCCCCAAACAUGCCAUACAGACCCCAUCCUCCCACACAUUCUAAAGCUCCCAUCCCCCAAACAUGCCAUACAGCCCCCAUUUCCCAAAACAAACUCUACAGACCCCAUCCUCCCACACAUUCUAAAGCUCCCAUCCCCCAAACAUGCCGUACAGCUCCUAUCUCUCCAAAACACACCAUAUGGUAAGUAUCCCCCCACAUCCUACAGCCCCCAUCCCCAUAAACACACACUCUAG